This is a messenger RNA of Xyrichtys novacula (pearly razorfish), 48763 nucleotides long. The record is from the annotation of a GenBank genome assembly. NCBI's taxonomy places the organism in Eukaryota, Metazoa, Chordata, Actinopteri, Labriformes, Labridae.
GUGACGUGUGACGUUCCGGGAAGUAUGGUCUCUAGACAGUUGAAUAGAAACGUACUGGGUUUGAGCUGUCUGUGAUCAAACUAAACUGGUUUUGAAACCCUGUAGUAAAAUAACUGCUUUGGGUUUCCGUCGAUUUUAGGAGCCUUUUGUUCGACUUCAGCAAUUCCCUCUUAAGAGUUUGGUGCAUCGUUUAAAACAACGCCAGCUAGCAUCAAGUGUUAAAUCGAAGGAGAAUAUAUAUCCAUAACUGCGGUCUGUGGCAGAUAGCGCUUUCUUCCACAGCCACUUCUGUUUUGUCGGUACAGUAUCAUUAGAGGACAUAUUUAUGCUGUAACUGAUCAACUCCAUCUCUCCGCCGUCCCACUGGCUCGUCGUUUCUGUGAUGGCGUGGCAGUAGUAGCCUCUUUGUCUGUGCAAUCCGUGUCAUAACUAAUGCUACAUGAACAAUCCGGAUGUUCCAGUUUUUCUUUUAAAGGAAGCAGUGGAGGAUAAAAGCCUUGAAACAGUCUCCGUCCAGCCGGUGUCUCUCAGCUGACAUCACUUCAGAACUUCUCGCCCAGGCGCUGGAGUGGUGAGCAGCUGAAGAUGGAAGAUGAAGUGUUCGAACAGAUUGUGUACGUCUUCAAUAAGCUGGUAGCGUGGGUCGCUGCUGGUGCCAUGGUGUUUGGUGGAGUUGUCCCCUAUAUCCCCCAGUACAGAGACAUCCGCAGGACCCAGAAUGCAGAGGGCUUCUCCGCCUAUGUUUGCCUGGUCCUACUGGUGGCCAACAUCCUGCGGAUACUUUUCAGGUAACAAACUAAUACUGGCGUUUCUCUUUCAAGGUAGCUUUUUUUUUCCUUUUGUUUUUCAGCAGCAACUGCAUUUGAAAAAGUAUUUAUUAGCAGUUGCAUCACGUUAGCAUGAAUUAAGUUCGAAAAGAUCAUAAUAACACAUAUUCUUAUGUUAUGACACGUAAAAUACAGCAACUUUUUGCUUUUAAAUUUAAGGGUUUUGUCUUAUGGAUAAUGAAAAUAAGAUAUUCAGAAUUUCAAAUUAUUAAAAUGCUUCCCAAGAUCAUAAAAAAGAGACCUGAAAUACAGAAGUGUACAUUCUUUGAAAGGUGGUUCAUUUAUACACUUGGUUUUUGGUUGAUACCACACAUUUCUGUAUCAGUGUAGCACUGCCAGAUGGGUUUUACAGCAGCCUUCAGCUAGUCUAUUUGGCUGGCCAGUCGAGCACAGUAAUACCUUGGCGAGCAAAUCAUUUACAGUUUUGCAGUGGGCAGGUGCUAAGUCCUGCUGGAAAAAAGGGGACAUUAACACAGAGCUUUUUGGCAGGAUAAAGCGGUAGACUUUUCAGACAAUUUUUUUUUUCUUUAAAUAAACAUUUUUAUGAGGAGGUAAGGAACAUUAGAACAGGAACCUAUAACUGCAUAAGGUAUCAUAUAACAUCUGCAUCACAAUUAAAAAAUGUCAACAUAUCGACACAGUAGAAAUACUGUGCAUCACAAUAAAGGACAAGACAUAGCUUUGCAGGCAACUUUAAUGGCAACAUUGUCUCUGAACUUGAUAAAAGUCACUUGACUAACACCAGUGUAUGAUGGCACCCAUAAUCAUCACAAACUACCUAAACUUCACUCGUCUGGACUUCAGACACUUUAGAAUCUGUGCCAGACCCUGGGACCUUGAUUCCCAAAUAAAAUGCACCAUGUAGUCAUAAUAUAAUGAGUCUAUAAUAUAAGAAAUGUUGAUUUUCUGAAAUAAGUAGGAAAUGUUAAACUUUGACAUAAUAUUGUGUGGAUACUCCUCUAAAGUGAGUCAACAAAUAUUCCCGAUUAAGUUGGACUGUGAGUUUUUAACUUGUGUGUUCUCUGAAAAUACAACUCAGGGGGUAUCAUAAGAGCUUUUACUGUUAUGUUAUUUAUUUAUGAUUAGUUUUACCUGUGUUGCUGCAUCUACUAGAGUGACUGAUGAUACUAUUACUAAUAAAUGAACAUGCCCACAAGCGACCCCUACCAUACAUUCAGCGAAGAAUUGUUUGAUUUUAGUUCAUUUAGUAAAACUUUGUUUUAAAGUAAUUUGUAAAACAGUCCACUGUGAUUAAAUUGAUAUGUGAAACACACAGCACAUAUGGUCUUUCUUGUGUAAGAAAUGUACAACAGGUGUUUUUUAAAUAGUAUGUGGCUUGUACCUGGUGGGCUUCAGCUACAGAAAGAGCAUAGUUUACAGGGCCAAACUUAUUUCUUCCAAACAGAUCGGGAACAUUUUCCAGUAUUUACAGUUGUGAGGCAGUGUUUGCUACAGUAAUGAUUCUGUGAAAUUACUUAUGUGAAAUAUUAAAGCAUGGACUGCAUUUCUUCACACAUUUUAUUCUUCAGAUUUGGCCGCUUCUUUGAGACACUGCUGCUAUGGCAGAGCAUCAUCAUGAUCAUCACCAUGCUCGUCAUGCUGAACUUGUGCACCAAUGUCCGCAUGGCCACCGAACUCAACACCAAAAGACGCUCCUUUAUAGGUCAGAAACCCUCUGGAAGUCUUUUACAGUGCAAAAUAAAACUUAGCUCAGCUACAAAUGCAAUGUGCAGUGAAGAGCAAGUGUACCCUUGGGAACUAUUUUGUCAGUUUGUGAUUCAGAGAUGUGAUUGUUUGUUAGAAUGUCAAAAUACUGAGGAGUAAGCAAGAGUGUGCAUGUGUGUGGAUGUGACUUAUCAUGCACUAAAGGCAGUUUGAGACUGUUUAGUGCUAAUAUGUAUCACUACAUGGGACUGACUAUAGAUUAGCUCUUGAAGCUGGUCUUUGUUCAAUUAAUGUGGCAAACCAGAACCAGAGGUGAAUUUUGCCUUGUAGCUAUGCUGGGUACUGUUGCUUGUGACAGGAUGUGCAGGGUGUGUUUGUUAUUAAGUAAAAACAAACUAAAGUUUAAAAGGUAGCUGUCAGGAGAGAAACUAGCUCUAUACUGAAUCACAGUACUUGAAAAUUAACUGGUAAUUCCAUGUUAAAGAUGCAGCGCGUGCAGUUGAAGCUUUUUGUAUAAAGUUUUAUUUUCAGACAGGAAACUUUCUUCAUUAUUUAUUUAAUCAGGACAAUGCUUCACUGCAAUUGAUCAACAUAUCAACAAAAAGCAUCAAAGUAAAUAUGCUGGAAUUAGCAAAGUUGCUAAAUUUUAACGAUUGUCCUAAGGAAGGUAUCAUAAAAAAACAAAAUACAGACCAUGCACCAUGACAAUUUGAUAAAAUAUGAAGAAAUCUUACACAAACAGUCAAUCCACACAAAGGUUCAAGGUCCAUACACAAAUUAGAAAAGACAAAGAGGUUAUCCAUGAGAGCAGGUCUGGCUUGUUUUAAACCGCUGUUUCGGGAACUUUUUAAAUGUACUGGAGCUGACACAGUUUCCAUCAGUCCCUCUGAUGGACACCACUGUAGCCCAAAUUUAGUCCUGUGCCAUGCUACAUCACAGUCUCCUUCAUUAAGUGCCCUAGUGUUUGCUCUAGAAUAUUUUUUCUAUAUUACGUCCUGUAAUAAUCGAGAGGCUAGUCCAUUCAAAACCUUAAAGAUAAGAGGGAUCCUGGUGGCUAUCACAGUCCAAGAUUUUGUACUCUAACAAUUUUACAAUAAUGAUAAUGAAUAGUUUUUUUUUUUGUCGAGAAAUUUUAAUGUUCUCUUGAUGAGAGACCUGAUUGGUUUAAGAAUACUCUCUGAUAGGGCUGGGCGAUAUUGGAAAAAGUUAAUCACAAUAACUAUUUUUCAUAUCAGCCAAUAUAUCACAAUAUAAAAAAACACUUGUCAAUCUUAAAUGCUCCCUGUUACUCUUAAAUGAAAUUUAACAGUGCUUAUUGGUAGCAGGUCUUUUGCAAUACAAUAAGCUACUGCAUCUUUGUGCCUCUUUGACAUUUUGUCGUAAGGUGUUGCGCAAGAGAAAGCAGAAAGGUAAUGUUCUUAUAUAUAUGUAUAUAUAUAUAUAUAUAUAUAUAUAUAUAUUUAUAUGUAUAUGUAUAUAUAUAUAAAUAUAUCUGUUGUAGGUUAGGGAUGGUCUGAAGCAACUCAUUUCCUAGUAGUUUCAACAGUUAUUUUAAUUUUGACCUAUGAUGUUACCAUAUUCCAUUUUCAUUUAUCAUAUGCUUAUGUCUAAAGGGACAUACAUCAUAGAGUAAGUACAAGACAAGUAAACACUUAGGAAGAUCUAGACUAACCAGCUAGUCCCAAGGUAAAACACAAGAAAAGGGUCAAAAUUGAACGCAGUUGGUUCAACUUUGGCAAGGGCUGUAUAAUGAAUAUCACCUAAGAUGAGAUCUUGUGUGAAAUGAAAAUAUUGAGUACAUCACUUAUUUUACCAAAAACAAUCAAAAUACACCUUGAGAAUUCACGCACGCUCACUGAAUAUGAUCAAGCCUAGUUGAACAGACUACUGAACUACAGUGCUUGAUAGCACAUACAGUGUUCACACUUUUCAACAGGCAAAGAUUGCUUCAGUAACUGUGAAUUAACCACAGCACAGAAUAUGAACAACAAAGAAAGCUUCAGGUGACUUAAAAAUACUUUUUUGUUUUCUGUUCCUUUUUCAGAGUUUUGGGGGGAUGAAAAAAAAGUUAAACUAAACUAAAUCCAGCAAAAUACUAAGACUGCCAUCUGUGCUUGUGUUUAUCCAUGUAGUUGAGCAUUAUCUUAGUAUGGCUGUAACCAUUAACCUGAGCUAAAGUUCCAGCUGGUGGAGGGUGGCUGUACUACAGCGAUGACCAUCAUUUGGCACACAGAAAUUUUUUUUUAAAAUAAAAUUUUCAACUGACUAGUAAUCCUGGUGCUAAAAGAGAUACAAUUAACCAUUACGUUGAAUAAACAUGCACAUUACAAGCGAAGGUAGUGAAUUAAGCUGGGAAAAUAGAAAUUAAAAAACAAAAGUACAGAGAAUUUAAAAAAGUAGAGAAAUUUAGCUAAAAAUCACAACCUAGAGCCUCUAACACCUGUUGUACUUCUAGUUCCAAACUGUGGAAGCAUGCUAUAUUUGAUGACUUAGGAUUACAUGCUUCAGUGGUGUCUUCUGUUUCUUUGACAGUUUGAAGAUAUAAAUGAGCUAGCUUUAGUUAUCUUAUUUUGCACCUUGUAGGAGUGCAAAAACGAGUAGCCGUCUGUUUAAAGAAUAUUUACAGAAUUUGUAUUCUUGUAUUCUGUACACUUUCAAAUUGUGAUUAAAUAGCCACGAUUUAAAAUGAAACAAUUGAUGUCAAAAUUGGAAAAGAAAGAUGACAGCUAAGAUGACAGCAACUAAGCUGGACUUUUUAAAAGUCUGUACAAGUGAACAGAAGAUACUAGAGUUGAGAUCACCACUUCCUGGCUUCAGACAACUUAUUUGAAGUAAAAGCCUUUCCAUCUUUGUUCUUAGGUAACACCUUAUUUCUCGACUGAGGAGCUAUUGAGUGUUUUUAUGGUUGCUGAAGAAGUAAAGAUUCCAUUCAUGUGUUUUGGAAAUAAUCAGAAAACGACAAUGUUUAGUAAAAACUUGCAUUUCUGCAAUGAAGGUGGGACACAAAUUUUUUAAAACACUUUCCAAGCUGCUUUGAGACAUAACCAGGACAUGGUGAAUGAAAUGAAACUUUGUAGUGUUUUGCAUGAAUUGCACUUGAUCAGUUAUAUCUCAGAUCAGGAAAUCGAAACAUCUGUGAUUUCUUAGGCAAUUACUUAAAAUGUCGGAAGGUCAUUCUCCUGACACAAUAAGUCACACAUAUUUCCUGAGAAAAAGAAGAAAACAAAGCUUUUGUCUUUCUCUUCUUUCCUUUUUUUCUUUUCCUUUAUUUUGUAAUUUUUUGUCUGUAGCAACAGACAGUAAGGACGAGGAGAUCAGAAUCCCUAAGAGACUCUUUCUGGGUAUGUACAGAACUAACUGUGUCUGCAAUGAAAUAUCAGUUAUAGUUCAUCUGCUACUCUCACUCCAUCUGUAUGUUGUGCAUGCUGACCCAGUAUGGCUAUUCCUCUCACCCAACACUAACUGAUGACUAAUAACAGCCAGCGCAUGCUUGGAUGAAGCAUGAAGUCCAUUUCACUAGCAUGUAGUUCUGUUGUUGCACCCAAGUAAGAUUCAUGAAACUUGUUUACUGACCAUCUUUGUGGUCAGUAAAGUGAUGUGUUAAAUGCUCAUUAUCCUGCACAUCAUCAGUAGAAAUUCAUACAGUUUAACAAUAAAUCAACCCUCAUGCUGUGGUGUGAUUUUGCAUGUUUUUUAUGCAUGUGAUUAACAGUGUUCAUCAAGGAAAAAAUCAGUGGGUUAUGUAGUCUGAGCUGACAGACCACAGGUGCAUCUCAAUAAAUUAGAAUAUCAGAAAUUAAUCCAUUUUAGUUCCAAAAGUGAGACUAAUACAAUAUAUAGAUUCAUUCCACACAGACUGAUAGAUUCCAAGGUUUUUUUUCAUUUUGAUUAUUACUUCCUGCAAAUUAAAACCCAAAAUUUAGUAUCUCUCAAAAUAAGAAUAUUGUGAAGAAGUUUAAUAUUGAAGACCUAUGGUGUCACACUAAUCACAAGAUUAACUCAAAACAUCUGCAAAGGUGUCCUGGGCCUUUAAGUGGUCCAUCAGUCUGGAUUAGUUGGACCAUAGACAUUAUAUAGAAUGGACGCCAUCUGCCUCCUCACAAACUUUAGAAAUUAAUGACGCAGGAUAUAAUUUUUUUCCCCUUGGAUGUGAUGUUGACAUGUAGUUACUGUAAGACUGGUUCAUGCUUAAGUCCUCUUUUUUCUGUGCAGCUCCAUUGUGUCAAGCCACUCUUUAACCAGAGACAACGUCAGAGGCGUCUUACCUGACAAAAAGAACUGGACUGUUGCUCAGUGGUCCAAAGCCCUUUUCAUAUAAAAGUGAAGUUUGCAUUUUUAAAAAAAUUCAAGGUCCCAGAGUCUGGAGGAAGAGAAGAGGCACGGAAUUCCAGUUGCUUGAGGUCUAGUGUAAAGUUUCCCCAGUCAGUGGUGGUUUGGGGAGCCAUGUCAUCUGCUGGUGUUGGUCUGCUGUACUGUACUUUAUCAGGUCCAAGGUCAGCAUACCUGUCUACCAAGAAGUUUUAGAGCACUUCAUGCCUCCCUCUGGUGACCAGCUUCAUAGAGAUACUGAUUUCAUUUUUACAGCAAAACUUGACACCUGCCAACACUGCCAAAAGUACCAAUACCUGGUUUAGGACCAUUGUAUCUCUGCAAUUGAUUGUGCAGCAAACUUCCCUGACCUGAACCUCAUAGAGAAUCUAUGGGGUAUAGUGACGAGCUGAAUGCUGCUAUCAGAGCAACCUGGGCUUUCAGAACACCUCAGCAGAGUCACAGUCUGAUUACCUUCAAUGCUACAGUAAUUCAUGAAAAAGGAGCCCCAUCCAGGUAUUGAGCGCUAUACAUGUCCAUACUUGUCAGUAGUCGAACACUUCUGUUAAAAAUCCUUUUUUAUUGGUCUUAAGUAAUAUUCUAAUUUUAGGAGAUAGAGAAUUUUGGGGUUUUAUUAGCUUUAAGCUUCAAGCCUUAAAAUGAAAAGAAACACUUCAAAUAUAUCAGACUGUGUGUGAUGAAUCAAUAUAAUAUAAGUUUCACUUUUUGAACUGAAUGACUGAAAUAAAUUAACUUUUUGAUAAUAUUCUAAUUUAUUUAGAUGCACCUGUAGAUAAUAGUUAUGAUAGUUUACUAUAGACUGACCUGCUGAUAGCACAGUUCAAAGCAACUUAAUGACAUCUAGUUGUGCAAUCUUUCUGCAUUUGUUUGUUGCUGAAAGUGAUUUUUUUCCACGUAAAUAUUUUGUGUGAGUGGGUGUUUGAUUACCUUCAAACUUUUGCAUGCUUAUUUGUCCCCUUGAGUAAUGUUAAUGUGAAGCAUCUGUUCUAUGGCUGAAUGAUGCAACCUCUAAUACUGAUGGCUUGUAGCCAGUGUUGUCUUUUAACUUGCAUUUUGUACUUUGAACUACACUUGUUUUUAGCACUUUGGCUCAUCUGUGUUGAAUCUGCUUCAAAAGAAGAGAACUUAUUUACUUACUGUCAGCUAAAUGAAGAUGUUUCUACCAGUUUUUCUUUGUGUGUUGAUUUUUAAUCAAUCACUCCAGAGGUUGACUUGAAAACUCUGUUGCAGUAGUUUUUUGGAAUAUACAGCUCUAUGAGUAUGAGGUGAGUUGUUAUGUCAAUGCAUGAGCAAGAGCAAAUGUAGCAAAAUCAAACUGGUCCAGGGCACAGCUGGUUUAAGGGACUUAGGGCUCUUCAUAUACACAGAUGGCUUGGAAUUAGUUUCAACUUGUGGCCACUGCCCUCCUUGUCACUUCCUGCUCUAUUCGUCCUCUUUUAAUAAGUAAAACCCAAAGUGAAAUAAAUCUUUAAAUUAAAACUGGGACCUGACUGGAACCCUGAUGGACUCCAUAGAUGGCUGAAUGCUGGCAUUUAGUACAUUUACAUGCAAUUAAAAAAACAUUGAUUUAUUGACUUGGACUGAUACUGGACUUCAAAAAAUCAUGUCAUUGUAAUUAAAAGUUUAUGAUUCGCCUGGCUCUAUAUCAUAUUGAUAAAGAGACAAGCAUUCUUCUUAGAACAGUGGACAAUGGUAUGGCCCAUCCUUGUUCUGUAACACUAAAAUGUAGUCUGAUGUAGGUGUGUUAAAAGUGUGCUGGUUGGCGUUUCUGGAAUAGCUCUAAGUGGUUCAGUUCACACUUAGUUCAAAGUGAAACUAUGUAUGUUUAUGUGCACAGUGAAAUCCAUUUUGCUCAUCCACAAGUAAGCCUGUUUACUCAAGGUGAUCAGCAAGAAUACAGUUCAUACGCAUAUCUAAUAAGACCAAGGCCCCUAUACUAUAGUUGAGAGGUAACUUGGGAUAAUUUUAGGGGGGAUUUAGAAACGGGUUUAAUAAAGUCUUGUGCUACUGUGUGGGUAUAACACUUGUUUAAACAAAACUGGAAUAAAUUAUGCUGAAUACUAAACAAAUUUUGUGACAUCGGCACUACAUUUAAAAUUUUGUCAGUUACAGUAACUUGUAUAACAUGUAUAUAUUACAUCUUUUGCCUCUUCUAAGGAUAGGCUUAGGGUUAGGUCUGCACACAAAACAAUAUAUCAGUAUUACUUUUUGCUGACAUUUCAGAUUCUAUAUUCUUUCUUCAAAUAACCAUUCCCUUUCGGAAAGAAUUAUCAAAUAAUCUGUUAUACCCAGAGGACAAAUUUGUCAAACCUUUUCUCCACUUAUCAAAUACAGCCUCCAUGGGAAUGCCCCUACGCUGUUUAAUCUAUUUAUUUCAUGCCAGGCGAGUUUCUAAGUGAUUGAUAUGCAAGGACUAAGCUCUGUUGAGCUUGCGUUUCAUAGUCCACUCUCUGCUGUUCUUAAGUUGUCCUACAAUGCCUGUAGCUUUUGAUUCCAGAGGGGUUGCAAGACUUUCUAAACCCUUUUGACCUACCAGGUCUAGCUUUCAUAAAUGUACUUAAUUCUGAGUAAACCUUGCCGCACAAUUUAUUUUACCAACUAUCCAGCUCUUGCUGAUUGAUAGUAAUAAACCUCAAUUGCUCAUUAAAACAUAGCAAAUGUUAUCACCUUGCAUGGAUCAGAAGGAUGAGUCAGAGAGUAACCUUGGUAUCAGAGUUUAUCUAUAGACCUACAGGAUAAGUCUGAAAAAUCUUUAGCAACAUAAGACAGUUUCCUUGCAAUUUUAACAUUAAUGAAGAAUGAUCAGGCAAGAUCUCCCAUUAAAGAGAAAACAUCUACCUUAAAUCUCUCAAAGGGCAAAUUUGGGAUGAGAUCCCAAAAUUCAACACAAUUACUUAAGCCUUCAUGUGAAAUAAUCUAGUCUACAACAGCUUUUUCCUUAACCAAGACUGAAGUGAAACUGUCAUGUCUUAUUAAGCACACAACACUCUGUGUCUCAGAAAAUUAAUCAAUAUUUCCCCGUUGCUUUUAACUGUACUGAAUUAUUUCAAAUAGGAAUGUUAUCCACAUCAACUAUACAGUCAUCAAGAUUGCUGAUAUGACUACUUAAAUCCCCACAUAAGUAAAUAGCAUCCACAUCAGACAGAUAAAACAUCUGAGCCAUUAGGUGACUAAAAAAAGUAUAGCACAUCACAAUCUUGUAGAUCCUUCUGGAGGUGCUAGUAUCCCCUUCAGAAAUUGGUCCUGUACUUUAACCUCAUCGGACUCACACAGUUUGUUGUUGACUAACAAGUCACAGUUUUACAUGUAACAAAACUCCAGUGUUACACAGUAAAUGAACUAGAUGAUGAUUAACAGAGCAUCAUCAAGGAUACCUAAUGCAUAUUAUUAUUAUGAUUAUUAUUAUUAUUAUUAUUAUUAUUAUUGUUAAUAAUAAUAAUGAUAAUACACAUUUGUAUAUUUUAAUAUUCAUAUUUAUUUUUCAGUAAUAGUAAUACACUGAAUACAGUUUGAACUGUGAACACAGCGAUGUCUGAUAAUCCAUGUGUUGUCAUUUCUUUUUAGAAUACAUUGCAGAAUCUCCAUUUUCAUUUAUUGUAAAUAAAUAAGAAAGGUUGUUACGUGGAGCUCAUUGAAGAUUUUCAUUCCAGGUAUAGACACUAGAUGGCAGAAAAGCUACAAUAUUGUUGCUGUGUGCAGAGGCACUGACACUUGCCUCAGUGGGUUUAUUACGUAUCACAAAUUUUUCACUUUGGACACUAGAUGGCUUGAUGUUUCAAGUGCUGUUCGACCUGUUUUUACCCCUGUAGGCUUCAGUUGUUCUAAAAAGAAUUAAAGCUGUAGCAGCCAUCAUCAUCAUCGUCAUCAUUUUGUGGUUUCAUUUGUUUAUCUCUGGCUUUUGGCAUCAUCUGUUGUUGGACCAUGUGUGGAAGCCAGUCAGGGGCUUGAGUCUCUAUUAAGUAUCACUGAUCAGCGAGCUUUGCUGAGCAUCAUUAUAACUCACAGGCAAUAAUGUUCUUUGAUUGCUGCUUUGCUGGUCUGUUGGUGCUCAUUGAUCUGCUAAUGGAAAUAUCAAAUGUUAGCAUAUUGUCUACAGUUGAUAGUAGCAUCAAGACACCAAGGAAGAGAGAGGGGGAAAUGAUAGAGUGAGGUGAAGCUGAGGAAUAAUCACAAACAGCAUUACCAAGAUGUUUGCAGCAGCCUUUGUCAAGAAAUUUGUAGAAAGCUAACAGUCUUAUAUUGAGCUGGUACAUAGUGGUGCUGGUCUGCAGAGGUAUGGUGAAAAGAGGUAGGGUAAGGUGAAACAGCUCCUCAUAAAGUACUUUGCCAUGACUCAUCAUGUUGUGUAGUCAGCAGGACAUACUGCCAACCUGUGUGUUUUUCUUAUUGGUCAUUUUGUUCUUUUUUUGUCACUCAGAGUCCCUAUAAAAAAACAAACAAAAAACAAACAUAUUUGAUUUCAUAGCAGCACAGUGUCAUUAUCACACCAGCCACUUCAAUCAAACAGCCGGAGAUUUGUACUAAGAGAGAAAAACAUAGUGGCUGCAAUUUGGUGUCUGAGGUCAACUUUUGAAACUCACAGGUUAAGGAACUGUACCACAUCACAAAACUUUCCACAUGUUUUGUAUUAUUAUUAUUAUUUUUUUUUUAAUAAAGAGGAGAAAUGUUGUUGCAACAGCAUCUUAGUGUGAUUUAUAAGGAAGACUACCUGCAGCAAUCUUUUUAGAAGAUUAAAAGAUCAUAUCAUAUAACUCUGUGCGAACCCAAAAUACUGGUGAUCACUUCAGUGAAAGUAAAGGGGUCAGGGAGUUCUGAUGGUGACUGAUGGAAAAGUUCCUCUGUCAAAUGUCUGCCUAAGUCAAAAUUCAGUUUUUUGAAAGACAUGGGACAGGAAACUAAAUCUCCUGCUGCAUAUAAAUGCAAGUGUGUCAGCAAGCAAACCAUCGGGCACCAUCAUUAGAAAAUCUGUAUGCAAACUCCUGAGUGUUUGUGGUUUCUGGCUGCACAAUUUUGUGCUUGUUUAUUCCUGAGAUGCAGCAGUUCUGUCUGUCUGUUGUCCCCUUUACAUUUCCAAUCACUUUCAGCUUAGUUUUAAUUCAUACAUUAGACUUUAAUGUUACAGCUGCAGAUCUUUAAUGAAAGGAAAUAAUGGCAGGAACAUGAAGAAUGUAAUGUAAUGCAUUUUCAGUAAAAAAAAUAAAAAGAAAGAAGGAAAAAAGUAAACAUUUCAAACCUUUUUUGAUCCUCGAAAAAAAGUUUCCCUCAUUUGCAACAAGUCGCAGUGUUCCCCUACAUUCAUUCAGCAGCGAUUUACGUGCAGCGCUACUUAAAUUUCACAUGAUCAUUAAUAUCAUUGCACCACUGAUAAUUUCCACUCACACUGUGUGAACACAACACACAACGUUAUUUCCAACUUAUUUUGAGCGCAUCAAAUCCUGUCAGACCCUCUUCCAUCAACGUUAAAAGUAACGUUCAAGCUUAUACGCAGUCUAUAGAGUGAGUAGCAUUAAUUGCAUUAGUAGCAAUAAUAUCAAUGCGCCGCUAAGGAUUUCUACUCGCACUGUGUGAGCACAACAACACAUAACGUUAUUUUGGACUUAUUUUGAGCCAUCAACGAGUGCAUCAAAUCCUGUCAGACCCUUUUCCAUCAAUGUGAAGGGUGACAUUUAAGCUUAUAGGUAGUCUAUAUAGCGAUUAGCACAUGUAGCGUAAUGUAAAGUGAAUGUAACAGUGUAGCUUUGUACAAUUGACGUUUGUAUAAUUAUUGUACAAGGCACACAGCAAUGCAUGAGAUUUCACCUCGCUAUUGUUUGGUCGUGGCUCAUUGCUCAUGCUGGUCCCUCUGGGAUCUGUACCUGUAGUUUCAGUGGGUUUGUCAGCUUAGAAUAAAUCACUUUAUCUUGUAGGUGCAGUUACCUUCUCUCGAAGGACAGGUGGGGGGUUUUACUUUUUGCUUCAAUCCCUUAAUGGUUGAGCCACAGUAUUUAGCCGCAGUGGCAGUGCACAAAGCUUGAUGUGCUCUGGCUUUGGAGCAGCCACAGCAAAGCAUAAAACCUAUUGUGAAAAGAAACUGUUAAAUGUUUCAUGAAAUGCUUUUGAAGUCUGAGGUUCUAUUUUGCAGGCUGUUGUGGCAAUCCUUUCAUAUAAUUUGUACGCCUCCCCCACUGCGUGCUUUUGAGUGACAAAAGUGGCUGUUUCAACUAUCUGCAUAGGUAUCUCUAAGACCUGACUGACGCUAGUAAGGAAGAGUUGGUAAACAGGGAUUGAAAUCACUGACUCUGACCUGAGUCUUCCUACACAUGUACUCAACUCUGUGGGAAUUCUAACUGAUCUGUGCACAAGACGCUUGGCCACCACAGGCAGUCUAUUGUUUGCAGUUCCAGUCUGUUCCCACACAGUGCUGCUACAGCUGCUGCACAGCGCAGGGAUUAAAUAGGAGGAGGAGAGUACCCCAGGGUACACAAGUAGCACAGAAAGACAGAGUGUAUGGCAGGAUAUGGCUUUGGUAGAGCACCAUGAUAAACAUCCUGUAAUGAUCACGGAUAACUGAUGUGAUCCCCAUAAGCAUAUAAGACAUUUUUCUUGCUUUUUCUGCUUCUCAGAAGUCAAAGCAAGAUUUUUAACAUUAUAUACCUGCAGGAUUAUGACAUGACAACUGCACAGCAUGAGCAUGAAGGAGUGUAAUUAGUAAAACAUGAGGCUGAGAUGAGGGCUGCACAAAUAAUUGAAAAGCAAGUCACUUUCAAUGUUCUCUAAAAAGGUUGUCAGUGCUUUGCAGAGCGCCUGGCUUCCAAAUGAAGAUGAGACAUAAAAAGAAUAUCUUCAACUUUUUUAUGGAUAAAAUUUCAUGCAUUAUCUCUUCUUCUUGUGACAACAGUGACAAAAGUACAGUCCAAGUUAAAAAAAAACUAGGGAUGUUGUAUAGGCUAAUAAAAAACACAUUUCAGAUAUUAGGGACAUGUGCAGGAUUAUGAUUAUUUUACGUAAUUUCUUCUGUUAACAACACUGAAGAAACAUUUUUGAAGAGAGUGACACAUUGUACCACUAUUGCCUAAAAUGGAUUUCAGCUGCUCAAUUGCUUAGGGUUAGUACAGAAUGGGAUUUACCAUUGUCUUUCUAAAAUAAACAAAGUGUACUCUGAUAAAAGCACUGCCUUGGUGGCAGCAUAUGUUACUCCAAAACAUAUUGAUUAGUAUCAAUGGUGUCUUCCCAGGUGUGUAAGCUGACAUGCAUAGGAGAACUUCUAGUCCCAAUUCCAACAAACAUGCUGACUUUUGAACUGUGCAUUCAUAAAAAGCUAGGUGGUCUUUUUUCUAAUUGGACCAGAGUAGGUGGUGUCCAUGAUGAUAAAAAAAAUAAAAAAAUAAAAAAACAGAAAUUUUGAGUCCUCAGACCAGAAGACAGUUUUCCACUUUAACUCAUUUCAUCCUAAAUUCUAAACAGACUACAUUUUCAGUGAUGCUAAGUGAAAGUCAUAAAAUCAGCCAUCCAGUAUCUGAUUGACCAAGGAAGAACAGUUUUUCUAGAAUUGUUAAAUUAUUCAAACAGUCUCUCCCAGAGUUGGGGAACCUCUUCCCAUCUGUAGUUCCAAGAGACUCAGCCUCUUUGGAAUGCCUUAUUAUGUUACUAACCUAAUAUAAACCAACCUUUAGUCAAGAAGGGAUUCUCUGUAUUUUUAAUCAUUACACAAAUCCCUCAGUGUUUUGAAGUCCAUUUACCAAUUUUUAAAAUCCUGUUACUUGCAAUACAUUCAACAUCUUGUAGAUAGGGCUGGGUUUUGAAACAACAACGAUAUAUAUCGAAAACUAAUUUCCCUCAAUAUCAAUAUAAAACAUGGUCAAUAUGCUUUUUGAUAGUCGGCAUUCUGCCAUGUUUUGGUAGACUAUAAGAAUAGCCAAUGAAAAGGGGAGUUGCUCUGGGUCUGCUUCAUGCUGCACCAAUCAAGUGCGAAUUAGAACCAAGUAGCAAACAACUGCUUAGUAGCAGGCUGCAGCUACAUGCAACCAUUGCACUUUAACAGGUGAAGCCGACAGCACUGUUGGUGAAAGAAAAUAAAAAGAAAAAAGAAAAAUGACAUCGUCAACAACACUGGCACAAAAACGUCAGUGGUGUGGAGGUAUUUUGUUUUUUUGAGGUCGGACAUGAAGCAGAGUAAUGUGUACUGCAAAUUAUGUCGAGUAGACAUUCUUGCAAAGUCAGGGAAUUUUUCACCACCUGAAGCAAUGCCACGCGGCAGAGCACGCGCAAUGCAAAAGGUCACAAACCAAGAGUGGAGCAAGGGGCCCAUGGCGCCUGCGCAGCCGAAACAGCCGACCAUUCAGUCUGCUUUCUCUAGCGCAACACCUUACGACAAAAUGUAAAAGAGCACAAAGACCUCACAGAUGCAGUGGCUUAUUGUAUUGCCAAAGACAUGCUACCAAUAAGCACUGUUAAAUUUCAUUUUUUAUGUUGUGAUGUAUAUUGAUAUCAACUGAUAUGAAAAAAAUAUAUCGUGAUAAACUUUUUCCCAUAUCGCCCAGCCCUACUUGUACAUAAAAUCAAAACUACUUAAUCUCUUUGCCUUAAUGACCAAAUGUACAGAAACAUUUGUACAGCAUGGGACAUGAAGCCCUUUUUCUGCUGCUGUUUUGAUUUCUUCUAGGCUUUUCAAUGACAAUAAAUUCUUUCUGCACUUUUAAUUAGCUCUGGUCUAUGUUACAGUAGUCCCCGGACUAUUACACUUAAACCUAACAUGACAAAUAAACUAAAUUUGGGAUAAUACACUUUUAUUCUGUUGUUGUCUUUUCAAUUUAAAUUAGCCAAACAGUUAGUGGAUUGUGUGAAGCUGGUUUCUUUACCUUUGAUCUAUAGUUACAAAAUAUUAUCUGGCUUUAGAAUAGAAUAGAAUAUUCCUUUAUCGAUCCCCCGUGGGGGAAAUUUUUUUGUUAGGAAAAUUUGCUUUUUAUAGAAGCAUGUCAAGUCAAAGAGACAACAAUCUUUGCUUAGCUUUUGCAAAAAAGAGCAAAACACUUUAUAUACAUCCACAGUCCCCUUAAUCUAGUUCUGCACAUGUUUCUGUUUUUACUAUGCAAACUGAGGCCAUGCCAAAUCAUCUCAUGGAGCCUUACUUUAUAUUAUACGUUCAGUUUUGUGUUUAGGGUAAGAAAUGACAUGCUAGCAGCCAGGCUGAUGUGCAAUACUCCUUUUUUUGUCCCCGAAUGCUUCCCUGUGUAUUUGGCUGUUAUCAAGCAGCACCAGGCUGGUGCUAGUUGGCCCAGAUUCACAGUCCUUUGGCUCUGCUGCCAACUAGGCUUCAAAGCCACACCAGGCAAUUGCAGCCACAGCACCUACAGACUAAGCACUGCACUGAGGAUACUGUACAGAGAAGAUAUUCUUUAAGUUGAUUAUACUAAAAUCUGAAAUACAUGCCCUUUUUGUUUUACAUUUGAGAGUUGUUUCCUAUUCUUUGUUAAACACUACUUUGUGUUGCUAUCCUACUUAGUUGUAAGGUUUUGUUGUAGAAAAUCUUGUUGUAAACAGUAUGGUCAACUCAUCAUACAUUGACGGACAGGCAGGAGCCCUUUGCGUCAGUAAGCAACGUUCAUGGUGUACCCCUCGCAUCUAUUAAGAUGCCGUCAUUGAAAAAAAAUAAGAGUCCUGGCCAAAGUGCCCAAUUCCAAGACGAUUUGGGUACAUUCUCAAGGUGUCAAAUCUGACAAAGCAGGACUUUGAUUUAAGUCUAUGGCUGACCCUCCGCCAACAAAGACAACUUGAGCACAGUCUCAAAGCCUCACCAUCAGAUGAAAGAGUACUCUUAUUGAAGUCUAGUGCCAACCCGCCAUGUCAAAAAUAGACUAAAGGGGUACCCCGUGUGCAUAGCUUACUGACACAAAGGGCUCCUGCCCAUCCAUCAAUAUAUGACAAAUUGGGAAUAAGAACUUGUUGAUACUGUUGGUUGAUAGAAGGCCUUGAUUUCUUUUGCUCUUUGACAUUUAUUUUUAUACACAUAGGGAUUUGAGUAAGUCGUCCAUCAGAACUUAACUGGUUAUUCUUAAUAUUGCAAAGCUAGGUUGGCUCUCACACAUUUAUCCUCACUUUGCCAUCUGAAUAACAGAAUAUCUUACUGUUAAAUCUAUACUGAAUAAUAAUUCUUUCAAUCAAAAGUCUCUGUGAUAAGCUCUUAAUUUGGUAACCUCUGAGGAAAAAGUGGUACUAUUGAUCUCUGGUUUUGUGUGUUGUGUAUUCCAACAAAUAAAAAAUUGUCCAUUCUUUAACACUCAGAUGUUGAAUAUUUGUCGUGGAAAGGAUUGCCACAAUAAAUUUCCAUUCUGGCACCUAGAAGCUCUUUUGGAUGUUAAAUAACAACUCUGAAAUUUACAAUCUUGAUGCUCACAUCCUUGUGUGCAAUUUUAGGUCCUAAGGAAUCAUUAGAAUUCAUUUCAGCCUGUAUCAUAAUCAGGUAAAAAUUUCUUGCACGUAUCUUAAUUUUGAAGUCAAACACAUUGGUAUCUUUUUACACCUGAUUUGAAUAAGUCUUGGUAAAUGAAGGCUUUGUUUAAUUUAGCCAUGAUACUGAAUUGUGAAUUUAUUUCAAACAGUACUUUAAUAUGUUUCUUUUUGUUCUUUUCGGCUUAAUCUACUCUAUAGUCCUUCCUCUGGAGGCCCAUGCAGGCCUAUCCACUGGGCUUCCUUUAGGCCUCCAAGAUAAAUAGAGCCUUAUUUAACUGUGAUUAAACAAAUCAGCUUUAUUGCAUUUGAGGCUUGUAGAAAUUUUAUUAAAGAUACAGCAGCAGAGCCAGAAUGAGAUUUUCAUAAUAAAAUCUUUCAGUGUCUCCCGCUAAGACAUUAAACCAGCAGCUACAUGUGCGCUCUUUUUCUCUGCCCCUGUAUCAGGAAGAAAAGUUGAAUGUGCUAAAGACGUUAGAGAAAUAUCUCCCAGUGCUUUAUCAACCAAUUUUCUUAUCAUCUGUGGUCAAAGCAGCACCUGAGGUGAUCAAAGAUUUGGUUUGCACUCUGGAGAAUAUUAUCAUAAUGUGAUUAGUACUGGCUGUGUGGCUUAUUACAGGGACAUUCAGCAAGGUGCAGAUCCCCAACAAGCCCAUUACUACCAUAUUUUGGAGGAAAUUCUGCUACCUGGGAUGACCAUUAUUGUCCGUCAGGGAUUAUCACCACCAUCAGUUUUUCUGACUGAGCAUCCCCUCUCAAGACCUUGUCUGCUUUUGCAAAAUUCUUUACAAAAAGCAACAUAGACUUUGUGUAUAAGUGACAUACUCACUGCUUAUCUGAUAUACACAUACAUGUAUAUAUAUUCAUAUAUCUAUAUGAAAAAAGGGCUGUGUGAUUAAUUAUGAUGGCCUAUGAUGCACUUAACAGUUAUAUACCAAACAUUUCCCUAUUAGAAAGGAUUUCUGGGUAUAAUUCACAUUUAUCUUCUCGGGCAGGGGUUGCCCUGGACUUACACGCAACCAAGUGUCAUUGGCCAGCUAUCUCUGAUGUGAACAGACCAACUACUGUUCAGGUGGUCUUACUAAAAUGUGCUCUGAAAUGUCUGAGUGUGUGUGUGUGUGUGUUGACCUUGAGGCGUGUAUACUGUAGUAGACCUGUCCAACAGAAAAAAGAAAGCCAUGUUGUUCAUUGGGCUCCUGCUUAUCAAUGGUCUCACACCAGUUUGAUUGAAUGAAAUUAACCUGUUACUUAAAUGUAAAUGUUCAGUAAGUUACAUUAGUUCAGUGGAAAAGUACAAAUCUGAUGUUAGCAAGAGAAAAGCCAAUUAAAAUAUUUUCCCCUUUUGACUUAAAUUUAUUAUGUCGAUGAAACACAGAUGGAAGGUUUUUGUUUGUUUGUUUGUUUGUUUGUUUGUUUGUUUUUCAUGUAUUUUGCCCUAACCCCAGUCUUCUCAUGAACGUUAAUGUAGUCUUGUGCAGUUUAUACUUCUUUUUACUUUUGCUGGUUCUCAGCUGUAAAUAUUUCUUAUAUAGUAAUUUUUUUCUUUUUGCAUGCCCUGAGUAGACUCUUAAUCAUCUGUAGUUCCCCUCACCCAGCACUUUUUAAUAGGGCAAUGUUUGUUAUAUAACCCUGUUAAUGUAUAUAAAAGUGCAUCAUAGGCCCCGUUGGGAUCAUCAACAUACACCUCUUCCCAGUUACAUUUCGUAAGAUCCAUCCUAUUAGUCUCAAUUCUUUUUGGAAUUCUUAUUCUCACUAACUUAGAAGCAGGCUCAUUUACAUCGACCUGGUAUUUAAGCCUUAAAAGUAUGCAAAAUCACAAAUAUGGAAAGAUGGUCACUGAUAUCACUUCGAGAAAAAAAGUGGGCCAUGGAUAUGGUCAAAAUGUUAUCAAUAAGUGUGGCAUUUUCAUUGGUUAUCCAAGGAGGUUUGUUUAUAAGGGCCCGUAGACUAAAACUAAAUAUUGUGUUACAAAAAUCUCUGAAGGUUUCCUUUUUCAGAGUUAUGAUCAUUGUCAGUCAGUGAGGUUCCUAAAACAGUCUAAAUCUCAGUCAAUGUUCUUUCUGUAGGGUCUGAAGUCAGUGCACAGUGAGUCUCAUAGAUCCAGUUGCUCAGUCUGUUAGUGCAGUGGUAAGGGCCAAUCCCAACUGCCACUCUUUCCCCUUCAUCUUAAAACAUGCCCCAAGAAAACGAUAUGCCACUCGACUCCUGCUACUUCAUCAUGUCUUGCUGUUUGCAGUGAAUUUGUCGAGUCUGAUAUCAGUGUAGCCAUAGACAUAGUGCAGUGGCCAAGUACAAAUUUUAGCCAGAAUCGUUCAGUUGGUGAUACAAGAAUGAAAAUUCUUCAUGGGUCAUUUGACUAGAAAAGUGUCCCAGCCAUUUGAAAUUUCCAGAUGGCCACCAUUUUUAAGAUGGCUGCCAUCUCACUGGAGCAGUUAAAUGAUGUAAGUUGGUGAUAACAGGAAAAAUAGUAAGGCCAUUCUCCCUGAGUAGCUUAACAAGAAAUAGCCCCAAGCUGCUUGAAAUUUCAAGGUGAUGACCAUUUAAAAGAUGGCAGCCAUCUCAUUACAGCAGUAAUAUCACGUUAAGUUGGUGAUAUAAAAAUAAAAAUUGCAAAGACCAUUCUCCAUAGGUCAAUUCACAAGAAAAUGCUUGACUGUGUUUUGUCCAACUCCUCGCCCUCGACCUGUCCAAUUUGGUAAAUCCUGCCAGGAGUUGCCUCCUAAUGGCAGAGCUCUUAGGGUUAAUCGAAGUAUGAAAGCUCCCUUACCACAACAAGGUUACAGUCACAAGGGAGGUUGUUUUUUUUCUUUAAACAAUUUUUUAAAACUUUUUUGUUUUUUGUACCUUUUUUAAUUUUUUUUCUCUCUGACAAGGGGAAGGUAAACAAGGGAAAGUAGUCCUGGCAAAAACAAUACACACAUUGCUUCUAACAGAGGCAACUACAUAGGCAUGUGCAGGUGAGACCAUACUUGAAGCACUUGUAUCGUCCAGUACAUUCCUUGGUGCACCCACAUUUGGUCAUCUCCCAACAAUACUCUGCAACAAGAGGAAAAGGGGUCCAAAAGAUUCUCCAUUCCUCAUCUUCUUUUAUCCAUCCCCAGUCAGAUGGGCUUGGCAUUUCUGGCUUUUGCUUCAAUGCCUGUCCCCACACAUAUCCAGCCUCACAAGCUGCACAUAUGGCGUGCUCUUUCAGUGCUACUUGAGUUGGUGGGAUCAGAUCAUACGGUCUCUGCUUUCUCGCAAAAAGAUAAAGCCACGCCUCAUUGACAGUUGUGACAUCACUGGAUCUGUCGUACAUCACCUCAAUAAAUCUCUCCAAUGCUUGCAGGUCGCUCUCAUCAAUUGCAGAGGGGCAUUCACCAAGUUUUGCCAAAGUGUUUGAGGCUAGACAACUAGACUAGACAACUAGAUUAUGAUGUUUUAACAUUAACUUUUUACUGUAUCAUUAUGUGACUUUUAUUUUAUUUUACAAUAUUUUUAAUCACAUUAUUUUAUACCAUCAGGAUUCCACUUUAAGAUCAUUGUAGACUGUAUGAGGACAAUAAACAUAUUCUGUACAAUGUCUAUUCUAUUAAAAAAAGUAAUGAUGAAUUUUAUUUGUAUAGCACCCAACAACAAGUCAAUGAUCUCAAAGUGCUUAGCAGUAAAAAAAAAAAAAAAAAGUUAAAUAUGAAAUGUUUAUAAACUACAGAGCCCCUAAAGGGACAUGGAGAAACAGACAAAAAAAAGAAAGAAACAUUCAUGUGCACACGCAAAAGAGGUAGGUUGUUCUCUGAUUGGAGUCGGGAUACCACGGGAUGUAUUUUCGCUCUAAUCGUUGUUCUCCAGUGGGGAUACACCCCAUGGUAUCCCUGAGCCAAGAGGAGAACAACGCUCCUCUUUCGCAUGCACGCGCAAAACGUUUUUUUCUUUUUUUUUUCAACUGACCCCUUUAGGGGCCCCUUCAUAAACAUAUGUUUGAAUUAAAAAGAAAAACACAAAAUAUUGAGAAAAAAUUUGAAAUUUCAAAUGGCUGGGACACUUUCCUGGUGAGUGACCCAAAAAGCUAUCAAUAGCUAUAGCUUCAUUAGUUAGCUCUUCAUAACGCCCAAUUUUAAUAUGCAAACAAUUCAAAACAUAGCUAAUAUUUAUGUGGAUUGAGUAUCUGGUAAAAAUAAAUAAAAUGUGUCAUUCCUAUGAAACAAUAUCAAAACAAUAUCGUACCCUUUGUCUUCAAGUGAGGUCUUGGUUUCAAGGGCUGUGUACCCAUUGCCCUUAGCCCAUCCCUUGACCUUACAGAGAAUUGCGAUACCCCUUCGCUUGACGUUACGCACAAAACGGAGGGCAAAGGGGUACAAUUGGGGUUGAUCCUAAAUGGACAUAGCAUUUUCCUCCCUCUCAAAAUCUUACGUGGGUAAACAUUCAUUGUCACAUUUGAAGAGGAUCUCAGGUUAAAUAGCACUAUAGGGAGGGCUUUGAUCCAAGUUAGUUUUGUGUCUAAGCAGACUCUAGCCUGUUUUAAAAGUGCGAUUAUGGGGCAUCAGGGACUGGAAAACUUCCUUGUCCUGCUUUAGUGGAACCUUUAGAUCUGACUAACAAUAGAUUUAAAGUAUAUACAAUAUAUUCACAAGUGUCUUGGAGUUUGGGGUGCCACCAGUGUUGAGAAAUGAAAGCUGUAAUGGGGUGUUCACAUCAAAAUCAUUUGCGCAAGUGAAUUACAGGUAAAGUCAAUGCAAAGAUGCAAUUAGAUGGUCUUUGUACUCUGGCGGUAUGAAUGAGGUGAAUAAUGCGAAUUGAAUGAGUUAUUUGCACGAAUUAUGCAAAUUUGCCUCAUUCGUAUGAAUGACCAGAAUUCACAAGAGCAAAAAUAUCUCAACUCGAGCAAAUAAUCAUGUCGCAAUAACCAAUCAGCACAAAGAUUCCUGGGCGACGCAGUAACACGUCCGUAACAUGUUCACGAGUGUGGAAAUCCUUUUACUCACAGUAGACAGAUGGACAGGCACUCUGCAGCUGAUAGAGCGUCUGUAGAUGGUAUCUCGGAGAAAUAUACAAGCACCGACCCUCAACAACAGGUCGGCAAAUUGUGUCGCUUAACCCGAAAAUAAAGCUGAAAACAGCUCUCAUGCAGUCACAGCCCUCCAGGCGCAGCAGUCCGCGGAACAUGGUUCACUCCAUGUGUACCAUGCUUGAUCGCCCCCCCCGUAUCCACACUAUGUUGACGCAUGAAUCGUGCAAAUAGAUAACUCUCGCCAAUAGAUACUUAUACUUUUGAGUGACAGUGACCUCUAUUGUCUGCUUCGCUGCACAGCAAAUUUAGUCAUCAAGUUGGAGCUACUAUCUUGCCUGUAUGAUUUCUCCAGAGCCCUUUAUCACCUUUUGUGGCUCCUUUUUAUAUCCAUACCUUUUUUUAAGUUGGGGAUGCUGCUUCUUGCAGAUCUUGCACACAUAGAUCUCUUUGUGGUUUAUCACUUAUUCUUUUUUGCGUAAUUUGCCUAUUCACAUUGUAUCAUGCUGUGGCUUUUACUACCAAUUAAUGCUGCAUCAUUUCCUCUUGCUACUGUGCUGUCUCCUUUUUGGUGCCCUCUGCACUUGACUAUGGCUAUUUGUUUUAGUUCCAAUAAGGUAUAAAAAAGGUCAAGCAGUUGAUUCAAAGAUUCAAAUGUUAAACAGGGGUGCCAGCUGAGGUCAUGAAAGCUCUGCAUCUCCAAUGGCACAUGUCUACAUGUACAGCUUGCACUGCGUAGACUUAGUAAGUUUUGUCUUUGGUAAUAGCCAACAAUUCUGCCAUUUGUCUUUACUCGGCAGUAUUUAGGUCAUUCCUUAUGACUACCAGAGAGCCCAUCAUCGGAGGUGAGCUCCGGGUUUGUGUUUUGUGUCAGAGUGUGUGUGUGUGUGUGUGUGUGUGUGUGUGUGUGUGUGUGUGUGUGUGUGUGUGUGUGUGUGUGUGUGUGUGUGUGUGUGUGUGUGUGUGUGUGUGUGUGUGUGUGUGUUUGUUUGUUUGUGUGUGCCAAUAGCAUCUGGUGUUGGAGGGCCUCUAUCAUAGAACAUGCUUCUGCAUAGGGAGGAGUGGAGUGGAGUGUGGUUAGGCUCUUCAUUUUUUGGCUGAUGCAUCUCUGAAGAAGUCAAGGUUGUAACUGGCAUUUGAUGUUCCAGCCAUGCAGAGGACAGAGAUUGAAUGGAGAAUUUAACUUCUUCCAAGAAACACUGGCAGUCUGCAUAAACUGUCUGCCUUUCUUAACUGCUUUUUCUGCCUUUCAUUUCUUAUCCUGUCUUCGCUUCAUCUUUUGGAACUUUUUUCUGCCAUCUUGCUGCUGUUUUAGCUAACACUGACCUCAAAGAGCCAGAUUUCUAAUCCUUCCAUUUAUUCACAAAUGUCUGUGACAUUGUAAACACCUCUACAUGUGUAAUUCAGGGAGGGUACAGCACAGUGCCUGAAUGAGGACCUGAUCAAGAAGCUACUACACAGUCUAUAACUCUGUGUGCUUCAUCGUUGAGGUUUUCUCAGUCUCGUCACUUGUUUUAAUUUACCAACCUUUACAACACCCUAACUAAAAGAUCCACUUUUAUCCUCUUCCAACCCCUCGAACAGAACUAAGACCUGUGUGAGUGCUGAAUCCUCCUACAGUACAGGACUGUCAGAUACACUGCCACACAGAAAAAAUAUCAACCAAGUAGGAAACUACCCCACAUUUACAUGGAAAAUAAGAAACUUAUCCCUAAGUCCUCAUAAAAAUAUUCAUCUCUACAAUUUUCAGGGAUAAUUCACACUUCCAAUCAACAUGAGUCUUCACCUAAUGUGACAUCAGGCUUCACUGGCAUCGCCUAUUGCAACGUCUAACACAGCUUCGGGACAAUUAAACUUCUCCUGGCAUCACACUUCCCUUGCAUCGCCUUACACAGAAUCAUCUGACAUGGCAUAGGGACAAUUCUCUAUUUUCCCGGGAUCUGGCUAACCCAGGAAAAAUCUAUGAAACUAAUCUCUCUGUUUUAACCAAUUUAGAACAAACAAAGAACGUUUACUGUCCCUCAUGUGAAACUCUUGACUCUAGCAGUCCCCAAUCAGACAUAAUCUCAGCCAAUACGGGUCACUGCACCAAAGUAUUUUUUCUUUGUUUUGGAUCCCUCUAAAAACUUUGUAGCAUUUGUAAAUGUGUGUCUUGUCAACAGCUGCUUCGUGGAGGCUGUUAUUACUGGGUGCUUGCCAGUCUCUCUUCUUUUGAGCCAUGAACUGUUUAUAUUCUUACAUACUGACUUUAUAUACUUUCAAAAGAUAGUUUAAGACCCAGCUCUUUAGAAAACACUGCAUUACAUGCAUUUAGCGAGACUGUUCUCCACUGUUGUUUCAGUGGUAAAAUAAGUCUUCCAGCUACAGUCGGCUUGCACUGUGCUGCUUUUUUUCAGGGGAUUUUUGUGCCCAGCUCUUUGUGAGUGACCCAGCACUUGGUGCUUGGUCAUUAUUGUUAUGAAGACAAUUUCAUUGAUAAUUGAUUCAUUGUUGUUCAUAAAAAAUAAAAUCCUUUAAUACCUUUUGUGCAUUGCCUCUAACACUGCAUGGCAGUACCUGCGUCCAAAUUGGCUUGAAGCACUUUGUGGCUCUUGUUUCUUCUUUUUACCCUCUUCUUUUUUGUCAAGGUAACCCUGACAGAGCUUGGCAGAGUGCUUAGGGUCAUUGUCUUGCUGCAAAACAAACUUAUAAGCCACAAGUCUGAGUCCAGAUGGAGCAGCAUGGUGCUGAAUGAUGGAGUGGUACUGUUCCUUCUUCAUGAAACCCUUUACUUCAAACAAAUCUCCUACUCCAUCACCUGCAAAUCAUCCCCAUACCACGGAACUACCACCUCCAUGCUGAAUUGGGGGUGUAACACAUGGUGCUUUCAGACGUUCACCAGUUUGCCUGUGGACAAAGACUCUGCGUUUUGAACCACACAGUGCAAACUUGUUUCUAGUCAUCAUAAGUCCAAUUUUUGUGAGCUUUUGCCCACUCAUAUCUCUUUCUCUUGUUCUGUGGUAGAAGUAGUGUUUUUUUACACAACCCUUCAGACCAGCCUUUCUCAAACGUCAUUUCACGGUUGUAAGAGAUAUGGGUUCCGACCUUGUCAUGUUGAUAUCUUCCCUUAUUUGUGGUGCUGUCUUUCACUGAUCUCUCUUACUGGUGACAAUGCUAACUGUCACCAGUAAGAGAGAUCUCUCUUUCUCUCUUUCGUCCAGGUCUUUUUCUAUCAUCAUAACUUCCAGGUUCCUCUCGUCUCUUCAGUGUAGUGGACUCCUUUGUUAAACACCUUUAGGCGUUUUGCAAUUUCUCUUUCUGUGUAUCCUUCUUUCCUCAAUGUACAAAUCUGUACUUUUGUUUCUUUACUCAGUUGCUUCUUUCUAGCCAUUUCUGCAGUAGUUUGAACGCAGUUGAGAUUUAUUAGGAUUUUUGUAUGCAGACUCUCAAAAGCCAAAAAGUUGAAGUGAAUAAUCCAACUGUGAUUUGUUUUUUUGCUUUUGCACUGAAGUUGUGACUCUUGCAAAUGUUUUCAACCCUAAAACUAAGCCCUUACUAUCUUUUGCUGACAUAUAUUUAGCAAUGGUCUGUUAACAUCAAUGUAUAUCUAAAGGAAAAUGGAGUAAAAUGGUGCAUUUCCAUGAAAGCAACAUCUGAUCAUGGAGUAAAUACAUCUCAAAAUACAUAAAACUCACGCUGGAUCAAAAAAAAAAGCAUUGUGGACAAAAACUUGAAGUUACUCCCAAUUUUUCAGCCUGUAAUGGUCUUGCUUCCAAACUUUUGGCCUGUAGUGUGUGUCCUGUAUUAACAUAAGUACAAUGCAUGCCAGAAAUGUACUUUUUUUUAAUCGAAGAAAGGCAUUGAUAAGGGAAUCGCUAAAGAAAUGAAUUGAUUAGCAGAAUCGAUAAUGGCAUCGAAAUAAAUAAAAUCUUAUCAAUUCCCAUCACUAGUCUUUAAGGGAACUGCACAUGCGCAGUCAAUGAAAGUAUUCACAAAUCAAAGAAAAGGUUCAACAUAAUAACAAUAAUGAUACUAAUAAUAAUAACAAACAUGGGCAAGAUCACACAGGUUGAAGGUUCUGAAUAUACCUUUUGAUAAGUUUUUGAUUAUUAUCCUGACCUACUGAAUGUUGGAUCCUUUCUUUUUUCGUAACAUUUGGGAAUGAAACUCAGCUCCUGUGAUGCAAUAAAAUGCUGUUUUGUCUCAUAUUGGAACAAUAUUAUAGUUGCUUGUCUAUUUUAAGGACUGCUCUACCUAACAGUCUUUGUUUUUGCAGGAAUAGCACAUCAAGUCAUUUUUCUGUUUCUGGUCAAGCACUGGCCAACUGGUUGAGAGUUGUACUCCCUUUGGUUACUUCAAAAUGGUUAUUUCUGAUUCACUCAUUUGUGUUUUAGACUUUGACUGGAGCCACUUCUGGUCAUGGAGUCACUUUGUGGACUACCUUCAGUGUGUGCUGGCUUUCACGUUGGUUGCCGCCUACAUCACCUACCUCUUCCUGGACUCUGCACUUUUCGUGGAGACUCUGGGCUUUUUGGCUGUCUUCACUGAAGCAAUGCUGGGCACACCACAACUCCACUGCAACUAUCAGAACAAGUCCACAGAAGGCAUGAGGUAAAGAUUUGAUACUGAUCACCCUAGCCUGAUACAUUCACAUGACUUGGAAAGCAGAAUUCUCUGUGACAUGGUACAUAUUUUAUCCAUUUAAACUUAAUGUUUCAGUCCUGUGUUGAAUGUGUCACAAAGACAAUCACAUAUUUUUCUUAAUUUACUUCUGAUUCAAAUGUAAAUUUGAAUGGCUUUUAGACACACUUGGAUUUUCAAAGGUAGGGAAGAUGAAUUCUCAAUUCUUAGUGUUUCUGAAAUAGCCACCCAACGAAAUUGACAGAAGGGAGGGUUAGUUCAUGGCCCCAAUGAGCUCCUUAUGUCAACAAUCAGGUAAAAAAUGGUUUACCCAAAGCUGCCCCCCCCCUGGUAAAGACAUUACCAUCAGCUGAGAAUUGGUGGUAUGUGUUGCUGAAUUUAUGAAGGAUGUCACACUCAAAUUUUCCACAACUUUAACAUUGCUGUUAUUAUGCUCAGGAAUCAAAUGAUUCUGGGCUUUUGAUGGCUUAACCCUGAUGUUAAGGACCCUCAUUGUCCACAUUUGUGACAAUAGUCCAUGCAGUUACAACACUGAGUAUACAAAAAUUACCAUUAAUAUGUUAUGUGUUAGCCUUUAAAACCUGGAUAGACUAGUUUCAAAUUAUUCGUGCUUUUUUUGGGUACAAACAUUUCCUCAAUGCUUCACGUUGUGUGUAUGUCAAUAGGAAUCAAACAAGGUGGAAAAAUGUGAAUUAUGGAUACACACAUUCACAGCCUGGCUCAGGAAGUUGUUUUGGUCUGAAUAGUUAAUGUCUGUAUGUAAAAACACCUUUAAGGGGAGGGAAUUUUUUAUAACACAUUUAUUUUAGAGAUACUAAGAUCGUGAGUUUUUCAUACAUAGGGGCAUGGUGACUUUGACUCAAGGGUGGGCACACAGUAGCUGUUAUCUAAGAGGCAAAAGACCCGCCUCCAUUACCUCAACAUCGAAUUACCCAUUGUAAACUAUAUAAUUUGACUAAACCACAUAAACAUUUCUAAUGGAAAACAGUGAUGAAUGGAAAAAAGGUAACACACUAAUCUUUAGCGUUAUUGGGCAAGAGCAACGUAAGAAAUGACCUAAUUUUUAAGGUGUGGUAGCUUUUAUUAAGCUGUGGCGGUGCACCACGAUCAGUCACAUGUAGGGGAUACCCUGCUUUUUAUUUGUGAGACUGUGCUGAAAUAAAAUUAUUUUGCACAAAUGGACAGCAAAUUGAAGGAUACAGCAAAAGUAUCACAUGAUGGAACCAUAGACUGUUUGAUAUCUGGUCAUAGUCUCAGUGAGGCCACCCUUUUGUUUUUGAAACACAGUUGUGAAGCUAUUGAUGUUGGUCAAUCAAACUUUAGUUGGAUUAAAAGAGGUUUAAUGGCUACAGCUGCUAUGUGCCCACCCGUUGAUCAUGCCAAACCAUGUAACCUCAAUAGUUCUUAAAAAUUAUGCAUUAUUUUUAUAUGUAACUAUAGAUUUUUAGAUGGUGAGACCAACUAAAGGAGUGUUAGGUUUACCAUUCAAACUUACAGGAAACAAGAAAGAGCAGGCAAAGUACCCUUUUAUAACAUUAUACUGGUAAACCAACAGACACAGUAAGAAAUUUCCAAAAGUAAUGUUUACUGUAUCAAUUUAGGAACAAACCACUGCAUUUGUUACAUAGUCAAGUUUUGUAUGUACUAAACAGUGUAAAUUUUGUAUACUCAGUGUUGAGAAUUUGUUGCUAGUUGGCCACAUUAUUCUGCUUGUAUGACUUUGCCACAAUGAUUAAGAAUUCAGUGAUAAUCAUGUGCAGUACUUCAGUGAAUGCUUUAACAGAGAAACAGCAUGCGUUUGAAUAUGAGACAGACAUUCUUACUCAAAAUAAAAUAAAAAUCAAAUUUAGGCUUUGUUAAGAAUUUAAGCCAAAUACCUAGACAGUGUAAAACAUGUCAGUUAUGCUUGUCGGCUCUUUUGUCUUAGCCUGGCUGAUUCUGCCAGCCAUCAAACAGUGAAAAUAAAGCUGCAAUAGAGGGCUGGGGACAUUGUCAUCUCCAGUUGUGUUUGUUGUUUAUGUUCUCUCCUCCGUCAGUACAAAACCUGUUGAGUCUGUUCGGCUGUUGCUAGGUUACUUUACCUCAGCACUCUGUUCAAGGUUUCAGUGUGAGUGUAGAGAGGGAUGUGUGUGCAGGGAAAGAAAGCAAAAGCCUAUAAAGUGAGGUUGUUUUCCCAUGACCAAUAUUUUAAAGCAGAUAGUUUUAAUUUUAGAAGAUUGCAUCAAACAACAGACGUAGGGGUACAUCAGGUUGGUGUUUGUGAUGGGACUUUGCAGGAACAGAAAAGUUGAGAUUUAAGAAUGAAUGAAUUUAACUUUGUUUUUAUGAAAAGAAACACACAAAAAUGAAGUAAAUAAACAAAAGUACACACUUUUGACAAAUCAAAAAAAAAAACAGCUGGAAUAACCCUCUCUUACAUUGCCUAAAUUUCUAAGAUGUCCUCCAGUACUUGUUUUAUCCUCCAAGCUGUAGGAAGCUUCUCAAUUUUAUAAUACACAUGGGAUGGAAUAAGGGUAGUAAAAAUGUUGGCAGAAAAAUAAAUCAUAUAUGAUGUCCACAGUGUGUAUGAACACCAGCAUUGCACCAUGACACAAUGUCAGGCAGGCUGUAGAAAGUAUUUGGUCCUGAGUUGUCCCUUGAGGACAUAACUGAAGGCAUUAAGGCCCGAACUACACGAAGGCAGAUAUAUUUCAAACCGCACAUAUUUAUGUCCGAUUAGGCCUCCCUACCACACCAAACUGGGAGUUUGGAGCACUCAAACCGGAUAAAUCUGAAUCCGGAAAAACAAGCGGAGAAAUAAAAAAAUAUCUGAUCCCGUAUCCGCAGUGGAUUCGUGUGGUCGGACUUUUACGGAUCGAUGACGUCAAACCGCAGCUCGCGCAUGCGCAUUGAAAACAAAAACAAUAACGAUGGCGGACAGACAGGGUAUUCUUUACGUUUGUUUUGCCCUCUUGGGGCUAAUUUCAGCCUUGCAAGUGAACCUUAUUUUAUACAAUUACAUCCACCAGUCAGUUUUUUUUAAGCGGCACCAGAUAGGAUUGAGUUUGAAGCCUACGUGUGGACGCAGAUAUUUUUUUGAACUAACACGUGUGGACAGGUACAUUUAUUUAGACGGGAGUACAAAAAUAUCCAGAUAAAUAAAUAUCUGCCUUCGUGUAGUUCGGGCCUUAAUCUGGUCUUGACUUUUCCCCAGGCUUAUUGUUAACUAGGGCUGCACCCAACGAUUGUUUUCCUACCGAUUAAUCUAACAAUUAUCUUUUCAAUUAGUCGACUAAUCUAUUUGCUAAUUUAUCUAUUAUUCUAAAGAUUAUUUUUUAUUAACCGAUUAAUAUGACAAUGAAUUUAACCAAAACAGCAAGUCAAAACUUGUCCUAUCCCUAUUAGUAUUUAAUUCAAUGAUUCAGUCAAGAAUCUCUUGAAAUCAAACAAACAGAUUUUUGCAGGGUGCGCUGGGCAGUUUUGGGGUUACCUUGUAUGGUGGAUAUGAGCUCAUUAUGAGAGUAUUUGUAAUUAGAUUGCUCAUCCAAAUAAGUCUAAGUGAAGCUGGACACUUUUUUGUUUCACUUUAACAAUAACAAAUGGUGAUAGAAAAAAAAUAGCUACAAUAUGUCUUGAACUUAUUUAGUCCACUAAUAUUAGUGUUAGAGUCCUUGUAUAUUUUACAUGCUCUCCCGGCUCCAGGCUCUCUGAACAUCUGUGUGUGCAAUACAGCACUCUUUUAUCUGAGGCUGCCCUGAACGCAUCACUCCAAGAUGGUGAAAGACUAUCAACGUAAAUAUUAUAUCUCACAUUUGUUUCCCUUUCAUUGAAGUUUUCUUUUUGCAACAAACACUGUUUAAAUGUAGUUUACAGCUUAAACUGACCUGAAUCAUCCCAAACUGUCAAGUAAAAGCAUCAAUUCAGUGUCUGUGAGGCUCAGCAGAAACACAUAACAAUCUAAAGUUGUCUUGAAACCUGGCAACUUUGGACGAAUAUCGUGAUCCGAUUCAUGAAUGAACGUGGACCAUCAAACUAUGGGAGAUUCCCGGGAGAAAUGACAAUACGGGAGAGGUCUAAAAUACAGGAGAUUCCUGGUAAAAACAGGAGUGUUGGCAGUUAUGGUAUCAGUACAUGCGCAGUGGUGCUCGUGAUUGCUGAGUAUUAGCAUUAGCAAGCUGUUGUCAGCGAUCACAUAGCUGAUAAAUUAGCGAGUUGAAGGACAAUUAAAAGCACAAAACUGAUGCUUCAACUCCGAGCUAACUGCUUAAAGUGAAUGAAUUAGUUAUGGGAUGCAGGGCAUAUGAUGCAGCGUUCACUGUGGCGUUUGCUGCACCAGCGGUGGAUUAUUUGAUUGACAGGUCACUGCAUGUCUCCUUGAAUGAAAGCGGGGCAAUCUUGGAAAGGUGAACGAGGAAGCCAGGAAGAACACGUGCAUUGAUGGAGAGGAGCUGCUCAUAGAUCAUGUUAAAGUACUGUAGGUUUGAAAUCGACCCCAUGAGGUGGAGCUUAUUUGCUGUCCAUUCCUCCACCGUUACCUGAAGUAGCCAUAGUCUACAUCAUCAUGCAACGCUUUGACACUUGUUUUUUGCAUCAACAAAUUUUUGUAGUCGAUUAUGUCGAUUACAUCGACAAAUCGCCCCAGUCCUACUGGUAACCCCACUGUUACUGCUUAAAGCCGUUUACUGCUAUGACUGUUAUCAUAAUGGGCCUUCAGAGACUUGGAUCUUUGCCAACCUUAAGACAUGUUUGUCACAAUAGUUCUAUUCCCUGACCUAUCAAAGUCCAUAUUACCAUUCCAAAUUCAUUUUACCAAAGUUUCUCUUUUUAUUUCCCCCAUUUAUAGCUUGUGCAGUUUCUAAUUUCUGUCUAACUUGAUAAGUACAACAUGUUGUGACACAAAAUUCUUUGUAAUGCCAGAAACUUCAGUCUUUGAUGACACGAAAGAAACCCAUAAUCUUAUUGUUAGAGAACAAAAAUCACUUAAACCAGCUGAAGUGAGAAUUUUGAAUUAGAGUGGCUUGUUGCCUUAUAAUGCCUUGUUAGUUGUUUGCCUUGUACAGACUUGGACUAAACACUGUCUAGGUUAACUGUUGCAAAUUUUUUUUCAACUGAAAACUUCUCUAAAUCUAGUAAAGCAUGGGGUGGGUGUAGCCAUGGCGAGAGAGAGAGAGAGGGCACUGAACCAGUAAUGAUGUAUAGCUUUUUUAAUUAUAUCCAUUAAUCUUAUGAUAGAAUUUUCAGAUAAGAUAAACCUUUUUUCGUCCCACUGAAGGGAAAUUUACAAUUUCAGUAUUAAUUCCUCAUACUGCUAAUACUUAUAAAAGUUGUACUCAACCUUAACCCCAGAUUACUGUGUUUAAAUAUUCUUUUUGUGCAAGAUAGGUUGGUUCAUUGUCUUUUUGCUGCUUCACCAUUUCCCAUUUGCAAAAGUGCAUGUCAAAAUUUCACCCAAUUGUCAACUGAAAAAACAACUCUUGUUUAACUUGGGGCCUCAAAACAAUGCAACUCUCUUGUUUGGCUCAUUUCACCUGAGGGUCUGCACUGUUUACAGACUCUGCUCUCAUAAUUAUUAUUCGAGCCCAAACAGCUUACAUACUGUGACAGGAGGCACAAACCUCCCAUUUAAGAGCUCAUCUGAACCCUCAAAAAAAGAAGAAAAAAGGAGAAAACAGCAGACUCUAAAAAGACAAGGGUGGUGGCUUAAUAAAGCUAAAACAACAGAAUGUAACGGUUAUAAAUUAUUGACUGACGCGGAAAAAAAAAGAGAAGAAAAAAAAAACUAGGACUUAAGACUUAAUAAUGGAAGGGCUUUUUGAAACAGCCUUUUUUUGCUUUUGCUUUGUGUACUUUUUGCAGUAACCAUUGAUCACAGCCACUAUUACCCUAAGUCAUUUCCAACUGAAAAAUUAAUUAAGGCCAAGUUACUUAUACUGUUUGCACAAAAAUUGACAUAAAACAUUUAAACAAUGUCUUGAUUCUGUCAGACAGGAUUUGGGCCAAGUAAGCAAUUGCCUCAGUGCUGCUGUAAACCUUAAAGACAGAUACUUUAUGGAGACAUUAGGUAAGAUGUGAAAUCAAAGCAUCUGUGUUAAGUUGAGUGUAGGAGAUGAGAAGAUCAAAGUGUUAAUAGUUUUCAGGUUGUUGCUAUGAAUGGAUGGUCUACAGCUUGGAGAGCCAGAGGUACACAUUGAUACUGACCAGUCUGUCAUAAACCAAAUACAACACCCACAUACAAACACAAAACACAUAAGGGACAUCCAGAUAGCCAACUGCAGCCUUAUAAGGCUUGCAGGCUUUAGUUGUAUCCCAGUGUGCUAGAUAAGAGUGCCAGAGCCUUAUUUAGCCUGCAGUGUGCUGUCCACACAAUCACACACAGACCCAUGUUUGGAUAGAUCUGAAUUGACUGGGCAGUCACCCCUGUGGCCACUUGCAUGGUGCUUUGAUGUUUAGCAUGGCUGGAGAACAGAGUAGCUGCGGCCCCCCACAGUUGAUCACCACAGCUGGAGAACCUUAAGAUCAUCCGUCCGGCCUUUUCUUCUCCAUCUGCUUUUAUUACUAAGACAGCUGACUGAGAUAAACAUAAAUGAACUUAUUUCUAUUCCUUCAGGGUGAAAAUUAUGUGGUGUUUAAUUUAUAGAAGUACAUUUUGUUUUUUUUUUUUCAUGAAUUUCUUUUAGUCUUGGCUGAAAGCAAUUGUACCAAAGUAUUAAGACCUGUUAAAUUAGAUUUUUUUUUCCCAGUAAACUCACCAGAGAUGAGGGCUUGAAAGGAACAAGCCCUCCGUCUUUUAGGUCCAGACAUCUAGCCCUCACUGAGAGUCAACAGGCAAGGGAAAAUGUUCAAAGUGUCUGCUUCGGGUGAUGUUUGAGGGUACUCGCUCUCCCUCUAACAACCUACAUCCAGAGGUCAUGCCUUGUUUAACAAAUGCAAUAUAAAUAGAACAGCCUGUGUAUCUGCAACACUCACCCAACACCUCUAUGAAUAGUUGCAAUCCUCUGUUUUAACAAGCACUUGGUAAUGGCACAGAAAAGUUUUAAGGGCUUGAAAAAAGAAGUCCCAAGGGCAAUGCUUCAACUGUUCCUUCAAAAAGCUGAAGUAAUCUUUCAGAUUCUCUAGUCGCACACACUUAAAACCAUUUAACUCUCAAGGAGAUUAAAACGGAAUCUCCACAAUUCAUUCUUUAAUUGCAGGCAUAUAUGUUUUAUUGCAAUUAAGCAAGGGCAUAUCUAAAUAUAUAAAUAAUAAAUAUAUCUGAGAGAGGGUGAUAAAGAGGUAGUAAGACAUGCUCACACUUAGUUUUACUGCCUCUACCCAAAUAACAUUUUUUUAGAGGAAUAGCUGAGAAAUUGAUCAAGCAUGGAUCCUACCUCCCUAAUUUUAGCCUGUAGAAAUACACUGUAGUGUGGACCACAGAUGCUGAAUAACAGGGAAGGAGAGAGCAGUGUGGAGUGAAGCUUCACAGAACUAACAAGCUUCUUACAGAGAAGGAAAAGUGUAUUUGCCUCCCCUCCUCACAAACACAAGUAUAGAAAGACACAGGCGACUGAAAGGCAGCAGUCGGGGAAAAAAUGGACAUAAAGGAAGAGAGAAGUGCUGUAGAGAGAGGGCUUCAGAAAAAAGAGAACUAUGUGAAAAUGGAAGCAAGAAGGGGCAUUCAGAGAUCCUGCUAAGGAAAGAGCUGGUAGAGACUAUGUGAAAAAUGGCAGGGUUUGCACAAAUCGGUCAUGAAAAGGGCUAAGGUGAGACUGCAGGCAUGAAUAAUGUUAAAGAAAAUUUGACAGAAAAGCUUUGACUAAAGAAUAAAAGACAGACAGACUGACAAACCGAGUUCUGCUUCGGAAGCUGACACAAGAUAACCUCUCAUCCAUCUUUUACAUCUGUAAAGAGGCUCAUUAAAAGAAAGACAUCUACAAACACAAAGAAGCUUUUUCUUUGUGGUUAUACCACCAUUUUUUGUUCUGUAAUGUGUUUUUUUUUCAUGGUGAUCUCCAAGAAUAUCUAUUGACAAAAACAGUCAUUUCUUGAUCCUUAUGGAUUAAUAGUUAAGGCCACAAAAUAAACAAAAAAAUAAAAAACCCACAUUGAGGCAAUACUGUUAUACUGUGGAUUUUUUCUUAUUCCCUUUCCAGGCAAAUUUCGAUUCCCUACUCGUUCUACAGCUUGAAGUGUUAAAGGACAAAGUAUAUAUAAAAACAUGUGGUUUGAUAGCAUCAUAAGUCGUGAAAAUUUUCAGAAAAAUUUUGCGUUAAAGUCAAUUUGACAAGCUCCUUAAAAAAAGCAAUUAUUGUAGUAUUUGAAACAUCUACUGGCUCAGCAUACUUUGACCUAGAGACUAAAUUCAAACUUUAAAGUUAGGGUUGGGUCCUGAGAACUGGUUCCUAUUGGCAACUGGUUCCUAACAUCCAUUUCUGGAACCGUGAAGCAGAUUUUUGAAUUUGAUUCUUCUUUUUUCUUUGGUUCCGAGUCCCAGCACUAGUUUGUUUUCGGGGUGUGUAUUACUCCGCUCGGCAUUCUCUGUGCAUCUGCUAGCAAGAACAUCACUUGUCUGAACAUGAACCGCAAAAAACACAUGAAAAUCUGGUUUCAUUUUAAAGUGGCAAAGGAGGACGGAGUAGCACAGUGCAACAUCUGCAAAAAAAAAACAAAUUUUCCCUGUUCUUUCGCUCACCAGCAGACAGUGUAGGCGUGCUGUGCGUCAGUGGCUUCGCUUAGAACUGAGCGGAGGGGCAGAGCAGCAGAGAGCGCUGAUGUGCUGCACUGUUUUAUAAUGAAUGAAUACAUGUUCUGGGGUUCCACCUCUCAGAGCAUGUUUCUAAAUGAACCAUUGAAUGUAUACGGUAAAUACAAUGAUUUGUGAUGCAAAGAUUAAGUACACACUACACAAGCUCAAAACAAUGGAAGCCACCAGUGGAAAAAAAAACAGACUUCCAUGCAAAACCCUGGACAAUUGAAGGAUUUUAUAAACUCCCCCCUGGACAGCCUGAACAGUCCCCCAAAAAAGGACAUGUCUGGGUAAAACUUAACUUACUUAACCAGUCAGAAUCAGAUAAGUCGAACAAUAAAUUAUGCAUGUCUUCUGUGUUAAAGCGGUCAACGAAUUGUACUGUAUAUGAUGGGCCAACUUAAAUAUCCAACUAACGUAGCCCAUGUUCUUUUUCAUAGCCAAAUGACCUGACAACAAAGAUUGAUAUUUAUAUACUGGUUGAAAAUAGCCCUGUGAGAUAUUCAUAGUAAAGAUCAUGUCAUUGAAAAAUUCAUGGAGAAGUUCAGACAUUUCACCCAAAAAGAACUCUGGUAAGCGCCCUCAUUAUUUAAACCAUUAUUUAAUGUUCAAACUCAUAAACUUUAUAUAUAUUUUUUGCAAAUAAUUAUUAAUAAUUAGUAGAGUUUUAACUUGCACUUAGUUACAGAUGUAGCGACAAACUGUAUUUACUGACAGUGGUUUUCUGAAGUGUUCCUGAGCCCAUGUGGUGAUAUCCUUUACACAUUGAUGUUGGUUUUUGAUACAGUGCCGCCUGAGAGAUCAAAGGUCACGGACACUCAAUGUUGGUUUCCGGCCGUGCCGCUUAGAUGCAGUGAUUUCUCCAGAUUCUUUGAACCUUUUGAUGAUAUUAUGGACCGUAGAUGUUGAAAUCCCUAAAUUCCUUGCAAUUGUACUUUGAGAAACAUUGUUCUGAAACUGUUCAACUAUUUGCUCACGCUUUGCCCCAUCCUUGCUUGCGAAUGACUGAGAAUUUUUGGGGAAGCUGCUUUUAUACUCAAUCAUGGCAUCCACCUGUUCCCAAUUAGCCUGCUCACCUGUGGGAUGUUCCAAAUAUGUGUUUGAUAAGCAUUCCUCAAAUUUCUCAGUAUUUUUUGCCACCUUUCCCAACCACUUUGGCACGUGUUGCAGCCAUGAAAUUCUAAAGUUAAUGAUUAAUUGCAAAAAAAAACAGGGUUUAUGAGUUUGAACAUUAAAUAUCUUGUCUUUGUAGUGUAUUCAAUUGAAUAUAGGUUGAAAAGGAUUUGAGAACUAUUGUAUUCUGUUUUUACUUAAGUUUAUCACAAUUUCCCAACUUCAAUGGAAUUGGGUUUUGUAGAAGAAUCAAAAUAGAGAAUCGUUAGGAACUGGAAUCAAAACUAGGAAUCAGAAUCAGAACCGGAAUCAUUUAAAUUUAAACAAUGCCCAACCCUAUUUAAAAUGUAAAUUUAUAAAUGUAAAUUGUCUAUUGGUGUAUUAAUCCACAUUUCGAUGUUGCAGUUUUUGGUCAUUCCCUGGUCAAAGACCAUGAUUAUUUUUGGAGAAGUUUUGAGAUUAUAAUUGGUGUGUAUUGUGUGGAAUCUUCAUGCCAGAGUGGGUUACAUCAUCAGCUAGCAAGAGAGAAGUUGCAUGAAACUGUCUGAAACUUUACACUUUCCAUGCUCCUCUUGGCCAGGAAUAACACUCUACACACGUUUUUUCCCACAAUUGUAGACACACUUUUUCUGUUUCUAACAAUGCGUUCAUCUAAGCAAAGAGACUUAAAGGGCUCUACUUUUGUGCCGCCGCCGGCACGGUGUAAGCCAGGUCCACCGUGCCGACGAGGCGUGCCCAAGCACACUUUGGUAUUUUGGUGAGCAGCCCAGCCCAGCCAAAGUAUCCCCCCUCCCUAACUCAGCUCCCCCCAGCGGUGCGAGUAGCAGAGAGGGAUGGGAUACGGCAUGGAGUGGGUUUAACACAGCCAAGUCCUGUUUUUUUACAAAUCACAUCAGCUCCUCUCCUCACCUUUAAAUUCGCCGCCGGGGAGGCGUAUUACAAUUUUAAUUAAGUAGUCGAAGAGAGCAAGAGAUGUCUGAAGACAGUAAUGCCACACAAUGACAGAAGGCAGCCCCUCAACAAGUUUCGCUGUAAGCACUGCAGAGAGAGGAAACUCUCUCAAAUAAGCACAGAGGGAUUUGGUGUGUAUAAGGUUGGACCCACUAGUAAGACAAACACCCUUUUCCACAAAUUAAGACACUCACGUAAAGUUGCAUAGAUUUAAACCCCACGUGACAAAGGUGGGAUGUGUGCACAGAUCACAACAUAAACAAAUUCCAAUACUGGCAUUAAAAUCGUAACCAUCUGUGUGUCAAGGUCGCACUCCGUGGCCUGGCUCUUUCUUUUAUUGAUGUUGGCAUAUAAAAUGAACUUGGCUCACGCAACUGAAUAUUAUUAUAUUUGUAAGUGGGCUUAACUCCAGAUUGAAUAAUUACAAAAUUUUAAGGAUGUGAAAACAUCAGAUAAACGGGUACUUUUUAAUUAAAGUUUCUUUUAUUCUUUAAGUAAAUAACUCAUCUGAUCACUAAAAUAAAUCAUCUGGUCAGCCUUGACGCCCCAGCAGCAGCAGCAGCAGCAGGACAGGACAGGACACAGAGAUGUGUCCGAGUCGAGCUGCACAAGAAAGAAGAGGAAGCAUGAGAAAGAGAAGGGGGGAGGCAAAUUAAAUAUCUUGUUAACUUCAUCAUGUGUGACCAUUUACCUGAUAUUUAAUUUAAUGCGGUUUCAGCUGUGUUAAUUCGGUCAGGUUGAGUGUCCAAACGCGUGCCAAAUGCACUCAUCAGAUAAGACAGUGUUUUUCAACCUGUGUGCCGCAAGAGAUCGUCGGGUGUGCUGUGGGAAUAAACCAAUUUGCGAAUAAUAUGCCAUUGUCGAGUGUCUGUGCUGCAAUAAAGUGAGCGUCAGAGCAGUACUCUUCUAUGUCACUGGAUGGCAGCAGACGGCUAAUUGCCUGGGAAAAAAACUGAAAACCGAGAGAAGCUAGGAGCUGUUGAGGAAGAGCUUUGUGUGUGUCUUUCUUCCAUUCCUGCUAGGAUAUCAGCUUUGUAUUCAUCUAAAUCGCCAGGGCUCACACUGAGUGAGUAUAAAUAAAUUUAAGAACUAUAUUACUAGCUAUACUCUGGGGAUGCACCAAAAAUUUGGCCACCAAAAAUGGCCAAAAAGUGCAUUUUCAGUUUUCAGCCGAAACUAUUUUCUCACCGAAACAACGCGGCUGAAACAGAUGUUGUGAUGAAGCAAGCAAAAACCACAAACAGUAUGUGCUUGUCUGGAUAAGAGCCAAAAUGUCUGCAGUGUGGAUGUAUUACAGUGUACCUGAGAACUACGAAUAUUGGCAUAGCGUGUAAUGCAAAAAUUGGGGGGGGUGCAUCCGCAAAGGGUCCCAGCCACUAACCACCAACAUCUUUUUAGCUUUGCCUGAUUUCUUAAGCAAAGAGACUAAACACAACUUACCUACUCUCUUCCAGCAGCUGCUUGUUUGUAGGGAGACCUCGGACAAGUCCAUCACCGACUGCAGCUAGAUGACGCAGCUCAAGGAAGAACAUUUAUGAUCAUUUCUUUAUGGAAAUGCAAUCAGACCGAGACACUAAGGCAGAAGAACUACCGCAGUGCAAAGUGAUUAAUAUGAUGAUUAUUACUUCAAGGAAAUGAUAAAAUAAUGAUCAUAAAUGUUUUACCUUGAGCUGUGUCACCCCGCUGCAGUCGGUGAUGGACUCGUGCAAGGUCUCCCUUCAAACAAACAGCUGCUGAAGUGGGUAAGUUGUGUUUAGUCUCUUUACUGAGGAAAUCAGGCAAAGUUUAAAAGAUGUUUGGUGGCUAGUGCUGUGGCUGGGACCCUCUAUGUACUGUUGAUGAAGUUAGGUGCUGUUCUGAGCAUUAUUUGUGGCUAUAGAGUGGCUCUUUGGUUGAGGUGUGCACGUGGCUCCUUAGACCAGUGUAUUGCCAUUGUGCGGUCAUUACUAAAGUUGAUAUAACUAGAGAAGCAAGCAGUCAGCUUUAAGAUUAAUAAAGGUGUCCCCAGCAAUAGGGACCCAUUCUGCUCUCUAUUUUGAUACAUGGCAUGGGUCAGGACAUCAAGGUAAGGUAAAGGUGUAGACUUAAAAACAGAUAGCUCAAAAAAAAAAAAACAUUCAGAGAUGUAUUGCAUGACUAAAUAAAAAAAGGAAAAUAAACCAAGACAUUCAGUUCACUGGAGCUAGGAACAAAAAUACCUCUUGCAAUGUGUAUUCAAAUAGUGCUGACCAACCAAACAGCACGCUUGAGUGAAAGGAUUUCAAAGGUCUUAGUGUGUGUUUGCCUUGUUGUGGGCAGGUUACCUUAGAAGGCACAUCUGAAAAGUGCUGUGUGAGUAUGUGUGCACACAAGAGCAUUGUAGCCUCAGUGCUGGCUCAGUCAUUUUUAUGCCAGCAUUGCCUACACUUAUCCCUGCCUCAAGCAAAAAAGAAUAAAUAAGUACGCUGCUCACCAAGCAAGCUCUGCAAAAGUUGAUAUGUGUCUUGAAACUGGUGUACAAAACACACGUAUAAGUGCCACUUAUAAUGGAGCUUAAAGUAGCAGGGGCCACAUCCUGCCCUUUUUUGCACUUAUUGUCUUACUUUUUAAAGGCCACCAGUUGUAAAUAAGUUGUGUUCUUUGAUUUAAAGGCUAUGUUGUUUUCUCAACUUUCAUUAGACUUUAUUUUCACCUCAUUAGCUGAGUUCACAAUGCUUCCCAUGGAUUUAUGAGAAUUAGUCCGCUCAUGCUUGAAAAAUCUCUUUCCUUCCCUAGACCUGAUUUGGUUAACUGUCUACAAAUAUUAUUAGACAAGGCACCGAGGCUUGGAGGACAGAUUAUUAUUGUUGCUAGAACAAGGGUUACAGGGGAGUAAUGACAUAACUCUAAGAUUUGAAGUCAUUCAGCUGCAGAAAAUUUUCAGACAUCUAAUUCUUGAUUUGAAUCAGACAGGGUAUGUAAGAUUAUUGUCAGACAUAUCAGUAGUCCGAGGUGCAACUGUGCAUAGAGAUUAGUGUCAUCAGGAUUUGCCCCAGCAGGUCAGUGAAAAAAAGAGGACCCCUGGGGGACCUUACAUGAGAGAGGGUUAUAAAAAGAAGAGGCAUUUCCAAGCACACUAGAACACACUAGAACACAAAAGAUGUGCUCUCCUCUUCUGGUUCUGCUCAGUAUUUGGGCUGCAGCAUUUUGGACCAGCUGAAGAGUCUUGAAAGACUUUUUAGGGCAGCCUGACAAAAAGGAAAUACAGUGAUCCAACCUAGCGGUGAAAAAUACAUGGACUGUUUUUUCUGCAUCAUUCUCAGACACAACAUGUCUCAUAUUUGCUCUACUGGGCAGGUGAAAGGCAGUUCUAAAGAUGUGUUGGAUGGAGAAUUUAAAGAAACUCACAAAGUCUUAACAGUGGUGCUGGAUACCAGACUGAUGCCAUCUACUACAGUCAUAUCAUUCUUGUCUGAUGAGGUCUCCCUGACCUGAGCUUGUCAUGAAUGUCACCAUUUUUUUAAAAUCUUGUUUUAAUCCUCUCUACUUGAAGUUUGGAGAAAUUGAAGACGUCUGCCACCUCAGCAGCAGACUUGGUCUUCUGGCUCUCAAUGAAAAUGGUCUAUGGUUGGAUUUUUGGCAUAUUGUCAGAGGUCAGAUUUCACAUUAAGGUCUGGUGUGCUGGGGUUCUUUUUAUACACACCUGGGAAUAUGUUAUUCACAGUAUUUGUCACAAGUGGAGCUCUACUUUGUGAUUGUUUGAAUCAUUUCAAGACACGACAAGACAUUUGUCCGUGCAAAAACGGAUGUUAUGGGUUCUACCAAGCUGUGAAGUCUUAUGCCACAAGACUUCUAUGGUUGUAUAUCUUUACAGAUACAUCUGGGGAUGAAAAGGCCAUGGCAGCCCUCAGUGAAUUUUGGUCUGAGUAAUGAUAUUAAUGAUGCCUUAAACUUUUUCCAUCUGAUCCUGCUGUUGGUGUGGGAACAUAGCUGGAAAUACCUACUGAAUUAUCAGGGAUCCCUUCCCUUUUACAAAGGCGAAAACAUGCCCACACUUAAGACUUGCAAACCACCAACUUACUUAAAUUUCCUGGCUUUGUUGCAUGUUGCUGUGUAAGGUAUUAUGUCGCCCCUAAUUACCAGUCAAUGUCUCCUGUAAGAUAGACAGUGAUAUUGAGUCUGAUUUAUUUGCCAGCAAGAAAUGAUCUACAGUGGUGGAUGCCCUUUCGUAAAAGUUUUCAUCAACUAGUAAGGUUACGUCCAAUCUCCACUACUGGCAUGUGGUCUGACUCCACAAUGAUUCACUUUUCUAAACAAAGGGUAGCAGUGUUUUAUCAAUGGAAGAAAAAAAUCAAGUCUAGAACAGGAUUUGUGUACAUGGGAAAAGAAUAAGAACUCUUCAUUACGUGGAUAAAGAAAAUGCCAAGGGUCUGCAAAGCCUGCCUUGUUCAUAAAUGUAGAUAGGGUAUGGGCCAUCUUGGGUGGAGACACUGACUUGGGGCUAGAUCUUUCCAUAGUCAGAUCCAUAACACGUCACCAUCAAAGAUCAAAUGGUGAGGUUAGAUGAGUUAGGUAAAACAGAGAUUAGCCUUGAUGCAAAGCUGGCACCAUCACAAUUAGGAGUGUAACUUGAAUAUAAAAGAGGGAGCCAGUCACUAUGACAAUUGGGCCCUGUGGGUCUGCUAUGGACCUCUUAAGAUUAAACUGUACAAUUUUGGGUACUAUUAUCGCUGUUCCUCUUGCCUUGGUAUUGAAUUGUGAAUGGUAAAGUUGUCCUAACCAUGUUUUUUUUUAAGUUUCAAAUGGUCUGCUGUUACCUUGUAAAAAUCCUAUUUCUAUUUUUAAUUUUUGAAAGUGGGCAUGUUUCACCGGCUCUCACAUGCCUUUUUACAUUCCAUCUAGUGAAGCUUACUGCUUAACCGGUCAUUCUUACAUCGCUGCUUGAUAAGUCAGUAAUGGUCAUUCAGUUUUAUGGUUGACCUUAUCUGAAAGCUCAUCGUAUGAAAGAAUAUGAAAAUUGUAUUCACUAAAUCAAAUAUCAUAAAAUUUCAAAAAACAAACACAAAUGAAUCAUAUAACCCAAAUUGACAGCACUGAAUCUGAACCCCAGUAGAGGUAGAGCCCAUCCUAGCUGUAGCUUUGCUUCCCCAACUGAAGCAAACUGCAGUUCCCAAUAUAACCUGUAGAUCUCCCGAUAGACCAUCCUCUCAUUAACUAACUUGGUAGGGCUGCCAAUCAACUCAAUGUGCAGGAAUUACAUUUUUGAUCUAUGAACCAAACCAGUAACCGUGGUUAUCAACUGUGAUUUUUAUGCAAAUAUGCUGUUUUUCAGGGCAGCAUCUUAACCAUAAGAGCAUCAUAAUCAACCUGGCAUUAAUGAGAUCAGUGGUCAAGAUCCAGUUAACAUAAUAACCUAAAAUUAUUAGCAUCAGGGCUUUAGAUAAGGUGGAUAGAAAAUAAAACAAGAUAGGUGAUUAAAAAAAUAUGGUAGUGAUCUAAACAAAACCAUACACAAUCCAAUAUUACUUGCAGAUGUGUGGGGAGAUACUUAGAAAUAAAGUAAACAGUGGAUUCUUGAAACUUAGCUUUUAUCUUACCCACUGAGUCCCAAGAGCCUGGAAAGACCAAAACCAAAAGCAGUCCAUGUUGACAUGAACAGAGUUGUUCUGUUGUCUUGUCUAAAGCUUGCAGAGGCUGAAUUGACUCUUAGAUUAACAUGGCCACAUCUUCCUUAAAGUUGAUCCAUUGCUUAGAUAGUUCUAUAAUCAGUUCUGACAUGAGACAGGAUCUCUGUUUAUUUUCGCCAGGUUAUCCUGCUUUGGUGGACACAGCCACCAUUGUUGCUAGCUAGCUAGCUCCAUUUCACUGUUGUGAGGAUUCAGCAACUAUAUUCGUACAGUACUUAACAUAUAAUUAAGUCUGUGGUGCUUUACCUGCAUAAAACUAAGAUUAUUUAAGUUAGUUAGAGAGCUGAUACAAAGCCUAUUAACCCUACGUCCCUCUCCUACAUUGCAAAACUGUAAGUUCUGCAAGAUGAUAAUAAAUCAAAAUGUGUCUAAUAGGAUUCCCAUGUUGCCUUUUAUUGAUCAAUGCAGGUAGACUGUGGGGCUUUACAUUGAUGCAUUCAUACGACUAAUUAGUCAGCAUGUAGUUUAAGUAUCAUCAGGGAGAUGUGAAAUUUUCACAUUAUGGAGGGGCUCAAAGUCAGAGAAGGGCAGUAUGUGUGUUCGUCUUUUUUUUUUUCAAGCCUUAAUAGCACAAUAUGUAGAUUAUUGCAAAUUUAAUAAACAAAGUACAUAUAGAAAGCUAAUUUCUUAUAUGUAUAUAUAUAUAUGUAUAUAUAUAUAUAUAUAUAUAUAUAUAUAUAUAUAUAUAUAUACAUAUUUUUAUUUUAUUUUUUUCAAAUUUGUACAUUACAAAUAACUUCAGUAAUGCACAAAGGGGAAUUCAUUCACACAGCUUGUAUGACAAAAAGAAAAAAACAUCAGGAGGGGUUUGUCUUUAUUUUUCAGUGGCUUGUAAUUAUUCCUCUUUUUCUAAUGAAAGUCACUACAACUGCGUUAUUCUCUUGUUAGUGUUAUCCUUUCUUGUCUUUUCUCCCAGUAUCAAGAUGGUGCUGAUGUGGACCAGCGGAGACACUUUUAAAACAGGCUACUUCCUCCUCACCCAGGCUCCUGUCCAGUUUUGGAUUUGUGGCCUACUACAGGUCUUUGUGGACUUCGCUAUCCUGUUCCAGGUUUACUACUACAGCCGCUACCCACAGAAGCCAGUGUCCCACACUGUCUCUCACACCACCAGUGCCAAAGCCCUCUGAAAGCUUCUGCCAGCUUUCAGAGAAUCUAUCAAGAUCCACAAACUGCAGUGAGGAAGCAAUUUUAGAGGAGCUUUGGACAUGUAUAAACAUGCAGAAGUACCAAAGCACCUUGAUAGGAUGCAGGCUGCUCACUCACUCCUCAAAGUAUACAUAAAGACACACACAUCCAUAAACAAGACAUAAACAUACACAGACACUUGGAAGUGUUAGUGCCAGCAGCCAUACCUGUGGAACAUUUGUUACAAACAAACCUUUUUGUUUUAUUUAUGUUACUGAUUUCCCCUCAAUGCAACUGAAUGCUUGUGUCUUCGAAUGCAGACUUCACAAAGAAUAUCUACAUCAAUCAGCAUGUGGAUUAUUAACGCACAUACAUUAAGAUAUACAGCAUGUGCACUGCAGAUGUAUGCACUGGAAUCUGCACUUCAGAAAAUAUGGACUAGCUUUUAUGGUCCACAUUAGCUGAUGAUUGUAGCAUGAACCCUCUGCCUUAAAAAUACACACACAGUUAAACAUAGCUUUCUGCAUUUCCAGCAUUAUAAAUGUGUCAAUCAAUUAAAACAAUGUUAUCAUACAACUUUGCUGAAUGUAUGGCAUUUGUCUAUUGUUUGUUGUUUUUGCAAUACAGUGGAGAAAUGCUGGUCGGUCUACCACUUGUUGGACAGAUGGUCACUGUCGUCACUUUUGAGAUAAAAGAGGAAACAGUAGAAAGUGGUAGAAACUGGAGGCAAUCAGACUUUAGCAACUGAAGAAAAUCUCAAAGGCUCUCAGAUGCAAUUAAUUGACUUAAAAAAACAUGGUCUUGCAAUUAAAUUAUGAUGUCUGGGCAGCAGGAUCCAUCGAAAGACCAAUGUGAACAUUUUUGUACUGAAAAUGUUUAGAUUUUUUUAUACAAUGAGUACUUUCCUUCUAGGGGGAUUAAAGUGAAAACAAAGCACAUUAUGGAUAAGGCACAAUGCAGAACAAACUCAUCAACAGAUGACCAAGGAAUUGUGAAGCAAAGAUAAAAUGUAUUUCAUCGAAAGUGUCUAAAUUCAGCAAAACCUUGCCAAAUUUGAGUUCAUGGAAAGACUUUGUUGAACUAAGUUACAGCACAAGGAAAAUAAUGAGGGAUUUAAGUAAAUUACACAAAGUAGUUGUGUUCCUGCUGCCUGCUGAGAACUGUUAGAAGUGUGACAUGCAAACUGCAUGGACUCACGUGGUGCAUGCAUUACUUGUAAGCUACAGCUGCACAAAUAGUCCCCUGAAAAGUUAUCCACAGAUUGAGGAUGGAGGAUGUAUUAAAAUUCCUAUUGCUUGUCUCUUACUCAUGGUGAAGUCAUUACGACUUUCAUUGAGUUUGCUUUUUUAACACCAGCAGCUCAGGAACCUUAAUUCACGGUUACUUUUGUUUGUUAGUUGCUCUAGACCACAUGAGCGAAACAUUAGAGUUUAUUUUAUGGCCAUACUUUCUUUAGCAGCGCUAAAAAUUAUCAUGGUUUCGUAGCCUUCUUAAUGAAAAAAGGCUGUCAUAUUUCUGUGAAUACUCUAACAUUUUUGAAUAAUAAUAUUAAUGACAAUAUUAAAUGACAAUAUUGCAAACCAUCAGGAUUUUUUUUAAUGUCUUGAUAUAAACGAGAGGAGUGAAGUUAUUUUAAAUACUUGAAUAUUUUCAGAGUGUUUCAUAAAACAUUUUGGUGUUUACAUUUACUUUCUUUUUGAAUACUGCAACCAUUAUCCUGCAGUUCUCUACUGAGACGCAUACUAUGCUGUGAAAAAUAUAAAGGUGCUACACAAAGUAGAUUAUUAUUGUUUUUGUUAGACCACAGUAGAGAUUAUAACGCUGCUAUUAAAAUAAGUACACUUGAGAGAUUUUUUUUAAAAGCCAGUCCUCUGCAAUUUAACUGCGUAAAAUAUCUUGAUUUUUUUUUUUUUUUUUAAAUAUGACAAGAAGUUCUUAGCAAAUGUAUGGUAAUAAAUUUAACUUGUACGUUCAACUAAUAUGGUUCAUAACAUCUAAUAUACAAAGUAAUUGUGAAUCAAGGUUCUUUUACUGAUGAUACGUUAAAUGAAAAUUAAUUCACUAAAGUUAUAGUUACUUCAUCAUUAGCUUAUUGUGAGCAACAAGAAGUGGUGACACAUCCUAUAUUAAUUAAUAUAUUUAAUGAUAAUGGGUCAUAGUUUACUUCACCAUCAAUUAUCAAAUUUGUACCCUUAUUAUUGAGUGUUACUAUUCAGUAUUAGCUAGGCUUUAAGAUGCCGGAAAGACAGGCUGUUUGCAAAGGCUAGUUGAUUUGAUUUGGCUUGGCAAACAGCUCCUUAAAUAAUCCUUUCUUGUUUUAACAAGUUAAUGUUUUUUUCUCUAUUCAAGACUCCAGUCGCUAACUGUAUGACCCGCCAUUUGAAAAAUCUGAAUGAUCUACUUCUGCUAUGGACUGUCUUGGUUAAUAUUGGAUUUUUUGGCAACUGCGAAAGGUCUUCAGCCUUUUUGUCACAAGAAUUUUAACACUUUCAUUGUUGUUUUUCAUCUGGUAAAAAGAAAAGAAAAUGUCAUUGAGGGUUUUACAGGACACAACAUUUUGUGAACUAACAUGAUUUGCUCCUCUUUUUUUACUCAUAAACUAUACCAAACUCCCACAUCAAAAAGUCUUUAGCAUGAUGCAAUGACUAUAUGACUUCCCAAGCUAAUCACUAUUAACUGUGGUUUAUAACUAUUUAAUUCAGUUUGAUAUCUGAAUCUUUGGGUUCCAGAAGAAUAUGCUUAGUAAGCUGUAGUUUGGCUGGGAGAUCCCCGAACAGAAGGACAUCAAAGACAUUUUGAUAUGCUGUACGUUUUGUAAAAUAUCUUGAUUUUUUUUUUUUUUAAUUUAUUUUUAUUUUUUAUGUGUAGCCCUUUGAGAUCCUUGGAUGUAAAGGGGCACUACAAACAAAAUGUAUUAUUCUUCUUAUCAUCAUUACUAUUAUCAUUAUAAGUCAGUUAAGUGAAGUAGAUGACCUCUAGUCAUGAUCUGUUUUUCUGUUGAACAGCCAGCGGUGAAGACACCUUAAGGAGAAGAUAGCAGCAGCUCAACCCCCAGCCUCUCCUGGUACUAUUCAUCAGGAUGUCAUGUGAUCAAUGAACAACUCCGAGCCAUUUGUAUCUUAUAAAUUAGUUUUCCUGCAUGACAGCUUUGAAUUUGACCUGAAAAUUAAACACUUAUGCAGCAUUGUUUUGCAAGUUCAACUCCCUCAGGCACUAUAAAUGUUACAUGCUUCAAGUCAUUCGCUGAGAUGAACAAGGUAGCUAGAAAAGAAAGGUCAGACUAUCUCAGAGAAUCUAAUGAUGUGAACAGGGGUUAGUUUUACCUGGUAAUUACCAAGUGUUACCCAGUAAGGUUAUAAUGCAAGAUCCAAAAUAGCAGUGACCCAGAAUCAAUCUUGUGUGUUUCACUCACUGAUACUUCUGUGCAUAAUCAGCAAAAUCCUAUCUUCACUUCCCAUCGUAUUGAGUGAAGGCAACCUGACAGGCCAGUUUAAUAUUUAUGUGGCAAAUCCAAUCAAUCUCCCAAUACCCAUACUCAUGACUCAGAGGUGUAGUGUCCUCAUCAACAUAUUGUCAUGAGAAAAUUUAAUUUCCUGUUCAGAGAGAGAGGCAGCCACACGGCACAGUGAAGAUUUCUAUUGUUGUCUUUUAUGUAAUUUUCUCUGGAGAGAGGGGAAAAUGCCAAACCAGGUGUAUCACUGUCAGCCCUUCAGUGAACUGUAUACCAGAGCAGACCUGAUUCUGUCCUCCUCUUUUCUAAGCCUCAAGAAAUGAAAAGUGCUGUUUUUGCUGUGAGACUUGGAAGGAGUUGUCAUUAUUUUUUUUCUGUUCUUGCUCUUAUACAAACAGAAGAUACGAAGGACUGACAUGUUGAUAUCUUAGCAGUAGGUGUGCUUUUGCUGAGUUCACAUCUGCUCAUUAGCCCUGUGUUUUGUAUUAAUUUUGUUAUUCCACUAUAAGUAGUGUAUGUCUGUUAUAUAGUCAAGUGAAGGUAUUCUGUUUUUUUGUUUGUCUGUUUGUUUUACUUCACUGGAUUAUGAUGACCAUAAAAGUACAAUUUAUUUACUGUUUUCUUUCAUGGUUUUAUUUGACUUUAUCUGUUUUCUAUUUUGUAUCAUUCGGUUGGUUCAUUUUACCUUCAAAAAGCAUUUUUCCAUGUAAACUUCCAAGUUUUGUCUUUGUAAUGUAAACCCACUCCUAGUUUCAAAUGUAUCAAAAACAUUAUCUGCUGAAUUUUAAUGCUAUUUUUUAAAAACUUUUUGCCACAUCUGUUAUCCACUUCAACAACUAAUGACAUCCUCAACACUUCAGGCUGUAUGAAGGCAUGACUGAGAAUGUGGUUUGGCAUAGUCUCCCAAUAAAAAGGACAUAGAGAGAG